Molecule: messenger RNA, 51872 nt
Organism: Xyrichtys novacula (pearly razorfish)
Lineage: Eukaryota; Metazoa; Chordata; Actinopteri; Labriformes; Labridae
Source: the annotation of a GenBank genome assembly
UCUUCAGAGCAGCAAAAACAUUUACAACUUACAUUAACAUCACUUUAGAGCUGUUGGUAACGCUUUACUUGACACCUAUCUCUAUAACGCAUUAUAAAUAUAUGUAUAAUGCAUUAUAGUACUGUAUAACUAUAGUUAUAAACACUCAUAAAUGAUCAUAAUGCUUUAUAGCAAUAAUCAUAACACAUUAUAAAGAAUUUUAUCAUGACUUACAAGGUCAGGUAUUAUAAUUAGUUAUGCUUAUUGUUAUAAAGCCUUAUGAUAAUUAAUGAGUGUUUAUAACUAUAUUCAUACAAGUUUAUAAGCAAAUGAUAACACAUCAUAAAUAUAUGUAUAAUGCAUUAUCUAUGUGGGCAUUGUGAGUGAGUUGUUAACAGUUAUAACACAUUAUAAUACCUGACCUAGUAAGUCAUGAUAAAAUUCUUUAUAAAGUGUUAUGUGUUAUUAUUAUUGCUAUAAAGCAUUAUGAUUAUUUAUGGGUGUUUAUAACUAUAGUUUUACAGUGUUAUAACAUGAUUAUAAUGCAUUAUACAUAUAUUUAUAAUGCGUUAUGGAGAUAGGCGUCAAAUAAAGUGUUACCAUGAUGUUCGCUAACUAAAGUGUUAAGGCUUAUAUAACUGUUGGUAAAUGCGUGUGUAAUGUGACUGUUGUGAACUCCGAUAGUCGAUCUCGUAUCAGAGUGGAAAAAAACAAGCAGAAAAAGAAGAAGAGGUAAACUAUGUGAAGAUUGGUGCAGUGUUAGGCUGUAGAUAAGGGCUGUCACCUCAUGUUAGAGGGAACUAUGAGGUUAAUAGAAAGUAGAAGGGGUGAAGUGAUCUGUCAUCCACUUCUUACACCGUGUAUCCUGACACUACAGGCUCUGUAGUAGCUCUGUACUCUAUAAGAAGUAACACAUAUGAAGUGUUUAUCAAUUUGCAGUGCAGUUGUGUAUCUAGCUGUUUUUCACUGCAAUUAACACUUUCACCUGCAUGCCUUGAUCAGUUUAUAACAACUUACCGAGUGUUCAGUCAGAGUUUCUGUCCUCCUGCUCUUAAAGCAGCAGUUGGUGUCCUGAGAGCCAACAGCUCCCCUCACUGGUCAAGAUGUCAUAAUGAGUAGUCACAACCUAAGGGAGGAUUUAAAAAGACAUAGUUAUGAACUGAAUCCAGUUGAAGGACAUAAUUAAGGACUUGGACAAUACUGUAUAAUUGAUGUCAAUAAAAUCCAUGUACAACAGAGUGGCAAUAACUGAAAGAGAGUCAUCCAUUGUGCCUUUAAUUCAGACACUUAACACGCUGUCUGUCUGUGGUCCUAAGAUAAGCAAGGUCUCCUUCACAUUAGCUUGCAGGGGGAUUCUUGUAAUUUCAGUGUAGUGAGUGAAAUCCCCCCUGACUUGAGAAUUUUUUUUAAAUGUGAUACAGUUGCAUCAGCCCCCCUCAGUUUAUUUCCCUGAUGAUUUUAGUUUACUGCCCUGCAUGUGCAGCUCUUGGCAGAAGAAUCAAAUUGCAUGAUCUUUUUGAGUAUUACUUGUCUUUCAGUUUAGUUUAGUUUAUUUAAUCCUAAUUUCACUUACACAGAUUUUUUUUGGAAGGGUGGUAUUGCUACUUUUGACAAACAAAUGAUCAUGAUGUCUCCUCCACUAUUAUUUGUACUGCAGCUGUUUGAGGCCCCUGGACUUCUGUCAAUUUCUCUCUUGCUGAGUAAACUUUUUUUAAUUCAAGUAAAAUACAAACUAAACAUAUUAAGUGCUUAUUAGAAAUUUACAGUUAAUGUAAUCAUAGUGAAAACUUAGGACAGAGUAUUAGAGCCACAUUGAGAAAAAAAAAGAAAGACUUUAACAUUAAAUCAUUAAUUUACGAGAAUAAUGUUGUAAUAAAAUGAUCACUUACGAGAGUAAAGUCAUAAUAAAGUCCUUAUUUUCUAACCUGCUGUUAAAUAUUAAAGUUGUUGAAAUGAGAGCCAUGGAGCAUUUUGUGAAUAGUAUUUCAAUAUGUUUCUUAAACAAGGAGAUACUUAAUCUUUAGGCACAUCAGAACCACUUUAUCAUAAUUAUCAUAAUGAUUUUAUUAUGACUUUAUUCUCGUGAGUAAUUACUUUAUGGCAACUUUAUUCUUGUUAGUAAUAACUUUAUUCUCAUAAAUUAAUGACUUUUACUUCCCAUUCUUAUUUUUUUUCUUAAUGUGGCCCUAAUGCUCCGUCAUAAAAACUUAUACAAUCAUUAAUUUGGAAAAUUUUGAAUGGCUGUGUUUUUAAGGGAAAAAGGCAGAAAACCAAAAGGUUCAGAGGCUAACUUGGCCAUGGUAAACAACUGACUGUCUGGCAGUAGCAUCCAAUUUUUAAUAAAGGUCGUAAACUCGUGUUUUAACGCUCUAAAGAUUCUUAUUUUGGUCAAAGGCUUGCUUCCACUUUUGAAGUCAGCCUCAAGUGGACAUUAGAGGAACUGCAGUUUCUUGUGCUACAAAUUUCAUUUUGCAACAGCUGCUGUUUACUUAGAAGUUUCUUUACCAGGAUUAAAUCAACAUAAAUUUAAAGGAUUUGACCAAAAUAAGCUAAAACUCUCCAUGGUUAAUCUGACACCACUAUAACAGCCACACUCUUACAUUUACUGUGAGAUUCCCAGGGUGACUGAGUGCAGCACAGAUGUGUACAGAGCAAACAGACUGUUUUUGGAUUCAGGUUUCUAAGUUUAACCUCAGCCUUACAUCCUUUCCCCUCCCUCUUAAGCCCUAUCAGUCAGCAGAGGUGUUGGAGGAAAGGAUGGGUGAAAUAUAGCUCGGGGUCUGACGUUUGGGGGGCAGGGCUGUGGCUCUGUUACUGCUGGGACGUGUUGAGAAUGACGGGGUGGUUGUUGUGUUCUGGACAAUGUGUCGGGCCUAGAAAUAUAACGGCAAGAGGGAUGGGGUGGGAGUAUGAUGCAUGCUGCUGUGUGGGUGGGGGGUCCAGUAUUAAAGGCAGGGGGCUGAGAUAGACAGCUAGCUAUUUAGAAACAGAGAGUCACACCGUGUAGAGAGGAGAACUUUCAGGAUGCCCGAGCCGACCAAAAAAGCAGGUAAGUGUGCUAAUUCAACUUCUCCAUGACAUUUCUGUUAAACUUGAAGAUAUAUAAUGACAUUACAAAAUAUUAUCUUCAAACAUUCUCAGCAAAGAAAUCCAUUAAAAAGUCUUGAGUAUAUAUGACCUGUUGAUUCAACUACAAUCACAUCUUCGAAGACACUAAGACACAUGAUUUGACAGAAAGAGUGAGAAAUUAUUUCACAGUGUUCGGCCACACCCCUUUAAUACAACACCAAACCACAACCAAAUCCCUCACCUGUGUUGGUACAAUUUUUUGAUGAUGAAAACCUUCAUCACAGGAAAGUUAUUUUCAAUCAUGUUCUGUCUUUGAGUCAGAUUUCUUAGACAUCUUUAAGUUGUAACUCUGGUCAUUUUUUACUGCUUAAGUCAUGUCAAAUAAACGAUAAAUCUACAUUUACAAUUGAGCAGACAAAGUGCCUGCUGAUGAACUCCAUCCUUGUAGUAUUACUGCUAAAUUAAGUGCACUUAAAUGCUGUUUAAAGAUCCUGUGGGGAGUUUUUGAUGGGCUAUGAAACAUGCCAAAAUGAGCAGUGAUGUAUCUCUCUGUUGUAAUUAUAAUAAUAUUUUAUAAUAAGAAGAAUUUUUGUCACCACUUUGUCUACAGGGGGCGCCAAAAUCAACUCACAGUAAAUUUCCUAACAGGAGCUUUAAAGAACACAGUAUUUUUUUUUAGUGAUGGAUGUUAGAAGAUUAAAAAUAUGCACAGACAUUGAUUUUUUAUGCUAGAAGAGUUGUUUUUUUUAAAGAACAAAAUUUAUCAAUGGUGCAAAAAAGUCCCCUUUAUUGAUCCCAUAUGAGUAUAUAUAUGGUCACAGUAUCAGCGGGACAGAAUAGAAACAUUGAUAAAAAUAAUGUAAUGCUAGUCGAGACUUUUAAUAGUAUAACAAAAGCCAAAUUUCAAAUGAAACAAGCAACAGCAAAAAAAGUAUGUAUACCAUUCUCUACAAUAAAUGCAGUUUAACAAUCAGUGAUUUUCUUUUAUUCUACACCUCAAUUAUAUUCUCUCGUUUGUUUGAACUACACUGACUCAACCUGUGACGAGGAUCACGGUAUGUUACAUGUGAUUAUCCCCGUUUAAGCUCCAGUGGCGUGAUAGUUACCAUAAGGUCUUUUGGUCUUCUCAGGAAGUCAGAUACUUGUCAUAUGACCCAUGUGGAAACAUUGUCUGAUGUGAAAUAGACACUGUCACAUUUCCAGCGGCGUUGCAUUCACAAAAUACACCACUGAUCCCGUAAUGCCAGACUGGAUUCCAGCUUGACAAAUGACUUUCCAGUUUUUUUUUCUUCUCUUUGGUCUGAAUGGAUUGUUGCGUGUGCGGUCUAAAGCCCAACAUAUCAAAUGUCAAGUGACAUAGUGCAGCGUGUGUGGGCCAACAGUUUUAGUGUCUGGGAUUUGUUCAGGACUUUGACAGUUAUGAUCAUCUUGAGCCUGUGGUAUUAUUAUCAAUUAUGAGAAACACCCUGCAAUCAACAGGAUGUUUGUCAGAGUCUCAAAGUAUUACAGCAACUACCGAUAAUAACUAUCAAAAUGUGACAGAAAUGUGAGACAACAAGGAAUGGAUGAAGUUGCAGAGUUAUCACCUGAAUUUGUAGCUUCCCUUUCCCCUCCAGCAUUUUGACUAGACGUUCAGUCCAUAAAUUUACUGUUUUGUUUCAGUUUAAACAGCAGCAAAAACUUCAAUUUUCAGGGCAGAGCUUUAAAAAUCCAAUCAAAUAGACACAGACACAGCUAGUUGGUGAAUAAAACGGAGUAUUUAGCUGAGCAAACGGAAAUUUGGUUUGAGACACACGCUCAGAAAAUAGAUCAAACUCAUGAUUUAAUGGAUUAUUAAUAAACCCAAUGGUGCAGUUAUGAGCAAGUGUUUGUUAACAUCACACAAACAAAUCAAAAGGAGAAAUGUUUGAAGCUCCUGUGAGGAUAGUGUUGCUUGAUUAUGGCAAGAAUUAUAAUCCUUAUUAUUAAUUAUUUUGACUGAUAUUGACAUCAUGAUUAUUAAAAGCCAUGAACCAUGAUUUCAAACCAGCAUCACACAAACUUAAGCAACUUAAAACCUCUUUAGAACUCAAAACUUUUAGUCCUUUAAAAAAUAGUCUCUCAGUCGGCCACUUGUUAGGGUGUGCUCCUCUCCCUGCUCUCCCCACUCUAACUUACUGUGGUGGCCUGAUAGUUUAUACUGCUGGUGCGCAACAUGUUUAAGAUACAUCGGUACACUAUUGAUUUUAGUUGGAGUCACAACUUCCUCGUGUUCCAAACCUUGUUGCCUGAGAGCUGUUUGAGGGGAAGAGGCCGUGCCAAGGAAAAGGAGGAUGCACUUCAUUCAACAUGUAGGAUGUGACAAGCAGCAGGUGGCUCAAUAUUGGUCCGUCUCACUUAUCAUAUUUCUAUGAUAUCCCAAUUGAAAUUGUUAUCUUUUAAAUCACCAAGCACUGUGUGAAGAGUUGGAAAUUUUUUAUGAUUGAAAUUAAUACCGAGGCCUGGAAUUUUUUUAACCCCUUAAAGACUCACUCAUAAAAAAAACAAGAAAAACAUGAUUUUCAUCUAUGUUCAUAUGGCAUUUUUCUGAUGCUACAGGACAUAUCAUGAGAAAACUGAAUGCAAAAUUGCAUUUCUGAGUAGUUCCUCAUUCAAAUCGCUGUGCAUCUCUGGCAGACCAAAACGGUAGGUUUAGAAACAGUGAGAUUUCAUAUGUAACAACUCUAAGCUCCGCCCCCAGAGCCCCGCUAGGCAGGCCGCACUCUGCAUAUAGAGGAGAAAUACAGAGGACGAUCGCGGAACAAGCGUGUACAUUAGCGGAUUGUAAUACUCAUAGGAAAGCUAAUUACGAUAUUAACUUUCAUCAUAACCCCAAAGACAUCAGUGUCGGAGAGCCAAAUAGCUUCUAUGUUACCUGCUACUUCUACUACAUCGUCAAUGUUAGGCUGCAAGCUAAUGUGAAGACGAGUGUGCAGAGCAGCGCUGUCUCCGAGCAAAUUGCUAAUGAUCUACGGGAGCUCUGCAGAAGAAAAACCCUCGAAAAUGACACAGGUAAUGUGAUUUUGUCUAAAAACUACAUAAUCACAAUUUAAAGACCACUGAGAACACUUUAAGAAGAAAAAAUAAACAAUCGGAGUAGGACUUUAACUGACACCUCAGGGUUGAUUUCCGACUUGCAAUGGCAUACAGCAGAAACAGCCUUAAUUGGCAUAAUCAUAAGUAAAAAUGUACAGCGAGUGAUACUUAGGCCAGAUAAAGUAAGAGAAAUUACCUUUCUUUCACAAAUCAGCAAAGAGUUAAGAGGUGCUGCUGUGUCCACAGGAGGCGCCAAAGUCUACACAAACCAAAAGUUCCUCACAGGACUUUUGAAUCAACACUGAAGACUUGUCCCUAAGAGGCAAACAAAUAAGAUAACACAGUUGUAAGACACAAUUGAAGUUUUAGUGAGCACGACACCACAGGACUGCGCUGCUGUUGUUGUUAUCGGUCAAAAAGUUAACACUACCCUUUGAAACAAGUAACCAACAAAAAAUAUCCAAACUCCAAAAAUCUGUAUAGUCAACUUUACAAGCAACUCAUGCAAAAACCCUCAUUUCUAUUUGUAUACAUACAAACAGGUUAAGAUAUUUCAAAUUUACUGCAAAUUUAUCUAAACGAACAGGUUAAAAUAUUUUAAAUUGACAGCGAUCACAGGGGCCCUCGUGUUUUGAUUGUUGUAUAAAGGUUUCAAGGUAAAGCAUGACUGAAUGUCAGCCAACGAUGCGUUAACGGUAGGGCUGUUUGCAGACAGACGGCGAGGACAUCAUUCUUCCUGUGCCUCCAGAGUCAUAAAAAUAGAGUCAAGUUAAUCCCUCAACUAUGAUACCUGCACUGCUUGUACAGCUGAAGCCUGCAAUGCUCAUUCAUUUGUGCAAUAUAUACGUGUCGUGUACUAUAUUUAAGUACAGAAGAUGAAGGCCGCCGCUCACACAUGGAGUUUUCAUGCUUUGUGCGGUUUGUGGUGCCGUGUUGAACUGUUUAGAAUUCAGAUCUGGAAAUAACAUGAGAAUUAUAUUUCACGAUUCAGAGCACCUGCUGUAAACACACGGCUGCUCUCAGGGUUUGCAGUUUCACUCGCUAUUUUACGGUCACUUUUAAAGGUGGCAAGUGUUGGAAACUUCACUUCUGUGUACUAUCCAAUUUUUGUUAGUAGGAAACAGCACAGCGGGAGACAACAGCCGCAGUUUUACACAAUGAGUGUCAAAUGUUUGUGGGGACUGUUUCUCAGACUGACCAUAUAGAUUCUCAGUAAGGCUUAUCCCCCCGUCCUACAAGAUCAGCUGACCUGCAGCCAUGAACUAGUAUUUUUGUGAUUAUAUACCCAGUGGUCAGUGCUUUUAGACUUUCUGUUAAGUGGGAAAUAUUUCUUGGUUUUAAAGGGAUAUUCCGGCGUAAAAUUAAGUUAGGGUCAAACACACUGUAACACCAAGUUAGACACCCCCUCGAGAGAUGAAUGUUGCCGACUGCUUGCUUCUCUAGUUAUACCAACUUUAGUAACGACCACAUGAUAGCAAUACACAAAUUAAUUUUAUGCCGGAAUAUCCCUUUAAGUCAGCCCAACCGAUGUGACGCAGACUGAACCCCGUACUUCUUGAAUAUGACCAACAUCAUUCAGACCUCCACUUCUCUCUCUCUUUUCUUGUAGUAUGAAUGUGUCAUUUCCUAUUAUCAUUCAUCCUUCUUUUUGACACCUCUCUCUGCAGAUUUUCUCUGUCAGUGUGAUGUUUUUUUUUCCUCUUUAUGACUUUUAUUUUUUUUAUGGCGAAAAAAAAGCACUAGAUUUGUUAACUUUUACAUAUUUUACUGUCAAAAAAUGAUCCGAUUACACCCUCACUGCAGAUCUGUUGACAAAGAAAAAACGCUUGAGACUUCAAAGGCUUUGCUUUAUGUUUUCAAGCCGCCUGUCCUCUUCAGUUUCAGCAUUCACAAAGAAACCAAAGACUCAGGAGGCAGAGGAGGGGUCCUCCGUGGUCUUUGAGGCAGUGACAGAGAAGCCUGAUGUUAAAGUGAAGUGGCAGUGCAACGCUAAGGACAUCACCAGCAGUGACAAAUGUGUGAUCACAGCCGACGGGAACAAGCACUCGCUCACCAUAAACGCCAUUACUAAGGAGGACGCGAAUGGCUAUGCGGUGAUUGCUGGGGGGUCAAAGGUCAAGUUUGAGCUGAAGGUUGUACCAAAGCCAGGUGAGAGUCUCUGAUACUGUGGCUGUGUGUAUGGAUUACUGACUUACAGAUGUGUGGAUGACACACACACGCACACACACACACACACACACACACACACUGAGAAAGUACCUGACUCUGUGUCCAAACUUCACAUGAACUCACUCUCUGCACCAUCUGACCAACAACAAAUUAUUUAUGGUCUGCAAUGAUAUUCUUAUAAGGGAAGGAUUUGACGUCAUAAACCUCUCACCUAGAGGGCACUCUGGGUACUGCACUGAAAAUAAAACACAACAAACAAGAAAAAGACCAAUCAAGCAGUUUCCAGUAGCGCCUCAGUAUUGCUGUUUUCAUAACGAGCUGUGUGCCAUCUUUUUAAAUGAUUGAGAUGGAAGGAAAAAUCUGUAUAUUUGCUGUUCCUGUAAAUUACUGCAUAACUAUCCCCUCACACUAUGACACUGAUCAAAACUCCAUAUGCACACUCAAGCUGCAGGUCUGAUGUUCGACACGAGUCGAGAAUCAAUUCCAGAUGCACCAGAAACUUGAACCACAAACCUGCUUACACCUUUCAGUCAUAAGCUGUAGAGUUUAUAAAUGGAUAUUGAAACAUUCAAAAAUAAAUAACUCAAAACCUUUCAUGGCUUCAGUCCACCUACAAAUUUCACCUGAGUCAUUUAUCCAAUGCUUGGUGUUCGUGACCCUUAAGGUCUUGAACACUAAGUCCAUUUUUUCUGGCAUGCUUUUGGAUCCCUAAUCCAAUAAAAAUCAUCACAGACAGAAACCUUGCACACUGAGUUGGAGGAGUUUAUUUCUCUAUUCAUUGUGAAUAUUUGCAGUAUGAAACGCAGUGAGUCAUCGAGCAGUGAGGACGAAUUUGUGGGUCUUUCACUCAUUGAAAAAAAAAAAAAGGAACACCCACUCCCCAAAUAGAAUAGUGAGCAAGGAGAGUUUCAUGGAGAAACGAGCAGUGAGGUGAUAUUUCAGGAUGGUAGUGAUCUAGCUUUACCACACAUGAAAGAAAACGACCAAUUUCUGAAAAGGAAUUGAUGUUGGAUAGCAGCUAACAGUAUGUUUGAGACAGGGACACACUCAAAUGUGCUGUUGGAAAAGAUAUGUGGAUAUGCAGAAAGGAUCAUGGUCACUGUUUGUCCAUAUUAUCUCAUUUUAAAAACCACCACAAGACAAUUCAGCACUAGAUGAAUCUGAAAACUGCAGAAAAUCAAACCGGUACAGAAAAAAAUCAAGAUGGCCAAAAGUUUUGUGAAACAUGUAUAUAUGUAUUCUCCAAAUAUCUUGGUGCUAACUGUGUCACAGAACAUUGGUGCCAUUAGUCUGUCAGUGUGACCCGCUGAGGUGGUUUGUUUGGAUUUGAUAAGGUGGAAACAAAUCAGGAAGAAAGGAAGCAGACUAAUGGGCCCUGUGCGCUACAAGAGACUGUCUGUGGCUCAUAUCAUAGCCACCAUUACCCUGUCUGUACGCCGACCUUGACCCUCACUCCAGCACAUUAUUUCCUCAUGAGUAACCACCACUUGACGGGCGCUCAGGAUAGGCACGAGAGGCAGCUGAUAACACAUGGAAAACCAGCCCGCCUCCCUGAACGAUAAGGCAUAUGAAAUAUUUGGGUGAUAAAUGUUUGCCAAAGGAUAAUUCACUCUGUCAGAGUAUCAGUAAUUGUCAGCAGAUUGAAUAUAAUAGUGGUACAUUGAACCCAGUGCCAAUUUUAACAAGAAAAUGUAAUUUAGUUUAAAGCUCCUGUGAGGAAUUUUUAGUUUGUGGAAAAUAAACGUCUUUGUUUAUUGACUGAUUGAUUUACAAAAGUGAGUUUUAACAGUCGUAUCAUUCAUUAAGAAUAUUUUGAACAGUUUCUACAGCUGCAGGGCUUAGACCCACCCCUAACAUGGCUUUCAGACAACAAAACUAAGGAUUCUUAAUUCUUCAGUCUCAUUAAUUUGAGCUUUUUUUUUUGCUUCUGUUUAUCAUUAAAAAACAUCACCAUAGAUUACAGUCAGAUUUAUGAAUGUUAAAAACUCCCCACAGGAGCUUUAAGUCAUGGUUACUUUCAGAAACUGCAGUCAAUUAUAGCAGACUUCUGUUGUUCUAGUCAGUGUUUUAUUUUAGUCUAAUUUUUCUCCUGAAUUACAGUGUAAUGAAAGAAGUACCUUUCUGUAUUUGUACUGUAGAGCUCAACUCCGAGCUCUUGAUACUUAUUUCUGUCAAUGUUUGCUGAUUGACUCAGGGUGUACAUGAGUCAGGACGGUACUUCGGCUUUAGGUUAAAAAUCCUAGCGAAUCCUAGCAUGGUACGCUAAUCACCAACAGCUAUUAUGUGGAGUUCUGCUACCUUGUCAAUUGCUGCGUUUACAUGGGCACAAAUAAUCAGAAUAAAUGUCCGAUCGGAAUAAAAAAUGUGUCACGUGAACAUGUCGAUCGAAAGAUUUUGAUCCAAUUCGGCUUAAUCGGAAAGAAAUUGUAUUCCGAUCAAGUGGGGUGGUCUAUGCCGAUCGUUGUUCUGAAAUCCGUCCAUGUAAACACUUAUUCCGAUCAUGACUCUCUUACCUGACUCGACCUUCACUCUUUAUUUAUUGAGGUCAGUACAGAAGGUUUCAUUAUUAACACUCUGUCAUAAAACACAAGCGCAGGUGCCGUGUCCUCCGCUAACAUAACAAGGUGUACAUACAGUGUAAUGAUGUCAUAUCUGCACACACAGUGCAACCUUUGACAAAACAGUAAAAUAAGUACACAAGGGCGCCAUCUAGUGCCAACAUUAAACAGUUUAAAUAACAGUCAUUUAAUACUGUCACAUUUGUUGGUUUGUUGACAGCACAGGCGUAAAUACAACUCUUUUUCUGCGGUUGUUUUAGCGAGGUUAGACAUAUAAACAGUGGAUUCAGAUGAUCCAAUCCCUCAAAUUUUCUAUCGGAUUAAGAAAUUUUGCACAUGUAAACAUGGCUAAUGAACACUACUAUAGUGCAAACCAGAGGAGACUUAAUUACACAGAGAAAUCUGAGUUUAGUAAAGACUAUAUCAAAAGAGUUACUGGGUAUUACUGUCAGCUGAUCUUCAUACAGAACUGUUAUUUACCUGGGCAGACACUGGGAGGUGCUUCAUUUGGUGUCCUCCUUAAUCCAUCAGGUUUUUUCCUUCCCUCUUUUACACUCAGUUUUAUUUGUAUAAAAUAUGUCCACAGGUUUGUUUCUUUACUUCGGUUCAUAACACGGCACUAUUUUUGGGAGUUAUGAUGGGCUUUAAAUCAGAAUUCUCGUUCCCAUGUGGCUCAUCUCUAUAUAAGCAUGAACAGUCAGUGUGUCGACAAAAACUUAUCGCCACUAUGACCGGCGGUUGAAUCCACUGCAACUGAUUAAACCUCAUACAUUGGACUCACUAUAUCUCUUGUGUUGCUCACAUUGAAGCCCCAGUUGAGGCCCCUGCAAACGGAACUGGGGAGUCCAGCGCAGGACCAGAGCAAGCCCCCUCUGAGACACCUGCGGCAGCACCCACAGAGGACCAGACCCCCUCUGAGACACCUGCAGCAGCGCCCUCUGAGGACCAGACCCCCUCUGAGACACCUGCAGCAGCACCCACAGAGGACCAGACUCCCUCUGAGACACCUGCAGUAGAACCCGCAGCGGACCAGACCCCCUCUGAGACACCUGUAGUAGCUCCCACAGAGGGCGAGACCCCCUCCGAGACACCUGCAGCAGCACCCACUGAGGGCCAGACCGCCACCCCGGCGCCUGAUGCUCCCCCAGCUGAGGGUGAGUCAUUCAGCCGCUGUUUCCUUUCAACAAGCUUGUUCCUUAAUAAAGACUUCACAGUUUUAGCUCCAGGGUGAUUUUUACUCUGACGUCUUUAACGCUUAGUUUAACACUUGUGCUCUGUUAAUUUUCAGAGGUUCAUCCAGACACCAGACAGGAUCUGACUGGACUCUUCACAGAGAAACCUCAGAGCGGAGAGGUCACUGUUGGUGAGAAUUUUCAAAGUGCAGCUUAUAAGACAAUUUACAUGAAGUCACAAGGUUGUUGAAGUUUGACACAUUUGCGUGUUGAAACUUCCCAUUGACAGCAGUGUAUAAUGCUGCUGUGAAUACUUUUAGUAUUUGUGAGGUUUGAUUGAAGUCUGACUUUUAUUCUAUAUAAAAAGAAUAAAAAGGAAAACAAUGGAAAAUCAUAGAUAUUGACAUCUGAGUGCUAUAACUGAGGCUUUUAUUUUGAAAACAACCAUUUGCACAUAUUUUUCCCAUUUUCUGGGCAAGGGUUAGCACAAUAUCAGAUUUUCACCUCAUUGUUAUUGUGGCCAUGAAAAAAAUUCCAUUGACUGUAUUAUUGCAAUAUCUUUAGAAAACCUAAAAACAACACAAUCCAUCAACAUACUUACUUACAAACUUACAUAUCGUCUAUUUUAAUUGUGUUCAGAUUUAUAAUGUAUUCACAUCUCCACACCUAUGUCCAAAGCUUCUGUGGAGAAGUCAUUGCCUCACAAAACUGUUGUCAUAUAUUUUCAGUCUGAUUUCCGGUGUGCAAAACUAAGCAUUUAUUUUGGAGUUUAAGUAACCUCUGAUAAGUUACAGAGCUGAAUGAAAACAUGCUUAUCAUGUAAGCAUGAUAAACUCUUCUGUAUGCAGGUGAAAACAUCACAUUCGUGGCCAAAGUUAAUGCUGAAUCACUGCUGAAGAAACCCACCAUCAAAUGGUUCAAAGGGAAGUGGAUGGACCUCGCCAGCAAGUCUGGAAAACACCUGCAGCUUAAGGAGACGUAUGACCGCAACAGCAAGGUGAACAAAUUUAUACAACAGGAACAUCUGCAUAAUAAAAUAUCUCCAUGUUUUGGUGCCUUUGAACUUAUUUUUGUGAUUUACUUCUUAAUUCAUAAUCAACUUGAAAAACUAUGCAUGUUUUUUCAGAGUUGAAAAGCUACAAAAUGUAAGUUUUCCUUUGAGGCAACAAACGGAUUAUGCAAAUGUCGACUUUCUCACCCUUGGUUUUGCAAGUUCUUGCCUAAGUCGCAUAUCCUGAUAACACGAUAAACCACAGACACGAAAACUUGUAGGUGAGAUUACACAGAGACUAAAAGACAUGAACCCUGUAAUUUCCAUCUCAAACUCCCAGAACAAAGCCACAAUCACAAAGCCAGCAAAAUAAUAGAAUACAAAAAAUAUAUGAACACAAUAUCAGAUCGAUAUUUAGCAUGUUGCACCUCUUACCAUGAAAUUCCUUGUGCGUGUGAUUACAGGUGUAUACAUUUGAGAUGCAGAUCAUCGCGGCCAAGCCUAAUUUCGCUGGAGCUUACAGAUGUGAGGUUUCAUCCAGGGACAAGUUUGACAGCUGUAACUUUGAGUUGGCUGUACAUGGUGAGAUUUUAAAGACAUUUAUGAAACGCUGGUUGGUAAAUGUCUUUUUUUUUUUUGGUCAUGAUUAUUUCAACCAUAUGAACGAGUCUCUCGUGUUUAAAUUAUACGAUACUCUGCUGUGCAUUUCAGAGGCUCGUGCUCCUGAAGGUUUUGACAUACGAACAGCUUUCAGGCGCACGUAAGUUUAACAAUUCCUGUUAUUUAAUUUUCUUUCAUACUGUGAAAUUUUCAUUAAUUGUUCGACAGCAGGUUCCCUGAUUCAUUUUUUUAGUCCUCCAAUUUGAAAAGUCAACCUGUAUCUUUUUUUCCUUACAGGUUUCAACCAAAAUUUUCAUCCCGUACACUAAAAUCUAUAAUUUUUAAAUACAGCUCAUAGUGUUGGUUAAAGGGAUAUUCUGGCGUAAAAUUAAUUUAGGGGCAAACACACCGUAACACAGAGUUAGACACCCCCUCGAGAGAUGAACACCGCCGACUGCUUGCUCCUCUAGAUAUACCAACUUUAGUAACGACAGCAGAUAGCAAUACACAGCGGUCUGAGGAGCCAUAAACAAACCUCAACCAAAACACCACUCUAUAGUCACAAAUAAUGCUCAGAACAGCACCUAACUUCAUCAACAGGACAUACAGGAACAUUUAUUAUAAUUUCUUUAUCAUUUCCUUGAAGUAAUAAUCACCAUAUCAAUCAUUUUACACUGCAGACACAGUAGUUAUUCUGCCUUAGCGUCUCGGUCUGAUUACAUUUCCAUGAAGAAAUGAUCAUAAAUGUUCUUCCUUGAGCUGUGUCACCCCGCAGAAGUCCGUAAUGGACUGGCCUGGGGUCUUGCUAUAAACAAGCGGCUGCUGGAAAAGAGUAGGUGAGUUGUGUUUGGUCUCUUUGCUAAAGAAAUCAGGCAAAGUUUAAAAGUUAGGUGCUGUUCUGAGCAUUAUUUGUGGAUAUACAGUGGCGUCUUGGUUGAGGUUUGUUUAUGGCUCCUCAGACUGUAACUAAAGUUACUAAAGUUGGUAUAUCUAGAGAAGCGAGCAGUCGGCAACAUUCAUCUCUCAAUUGGGUGUCUAACUCGGUGUUACGGUGUGUUUGACCCUAAAUUAAUUUUAGGCCAGAAUAUCCCUUUAAUCCUCUCAGCAGAAUGCUUUAUCGCUCAUUUUAGCUGUUGAUAAAAGGUAUCCAGUUAUUAUUAAUGGCAUUCCAGGUGCUUUUGCUUUAAAUAUCUUAAAUCAAAGACACCACACAAAAGCACUGAUCAAUAUCAAAAGGUCCACUGCCAUGACUGUUGAAUAGAUUUCAACCAAAACAGGAGGAUUUUUUAAAAUAUACUAUCAGGUGCAUGUUGAUUUGCAUUGUGUUUGUUUUUGGUCUUUGUUAUCUGGUUUAAGUCAUAAAAACCUCUGAAGACUACUUCUGGACUGAAAAUGUACGUAUGGUUGAGAAUGAGUAGUUCAGUAGCAAAUAAUAUCAGAAUUAGUACGAAAUAUUGACAUAGUUACAUAUCACUGCUUGGUAAUUUUGAGUGGAAAGUUAUUGGUUUAUGUCACAUUUAACUGUGGAAAUGCUGACCUAUUAGGAGUGAAGGCGGUAAGAAGAAGGGUGGACCACAAUCAAGGUAGUAAUGGGGUUUGUUGCAACAAUGGAGGCUCAAAUUCAAACUCUGAGGAUUUCUGGUUAUUAAUUAACAAAGAAACCAGGACCAGAUCAGAGACUCUUUAUCUCUGUGUGGACUGUUUUUCUCUGACUUCACAACAAACAGAAUCAGGGUUUUGGAUGUGUAGCCUCCAGUCUGCUGAAUUUUGAACCAAUGACAACAGAAGAUCAGAGGAGAGCUGAAAGGAACCAAAUUUAAAACCGCCGAAGAAGUCGCUAACGCCGGUAGCUAUCAUUGUGUUAACCUUUGACCCAGGUAGAGCUUGGGAUGUUGAGAUUAGUUAAACCGUUAAAGCAUGAUGUGCCAGUUGCAGCCCUCAGCUCCCUCUGAUCUCCUCCUGGGUCUGAAUCAAAACAGCAGAGCCAGCUGCACAAACAGCUCCCCAGCAGAGUGAGCUUUGACGGUGGUUUGAUCGCAUUGAAAGUGCAGGAUGUGCUAAGACACACAGGCUUUUCGGUUGUCAAGCUCUUCCACACGGUUGCUACACAGAGGAAGCACAGCUUUGGUGUGUUGUAACUUCACCACAUAAACCAGACACUCGGCUUCUAAUCCUGCAGUUGGAUCAGAGACAGGAGGCAAGCACACAGUCAAACCUCUGCUCUCGUCUUUGUCUUUCAUCCCGCUGAUUAGAUACGAGCAGACCCUCUGGUGAAUGAUGUUUCCUCUAACCUUUAGUGUUUUGUGUUCUUGCUUGGAUGUCUGCUGCUGCUCAUGGCUUAAAGGAAAAGUUUAUCACUUUCAGAGAAAUACAGAUAUAUACCUUCUUUCAAAGACUAAAACGGGGAGAUUGAGGUCACUCUUGGCUUGGCAUAGCGGGACUGGUCGCAGCAUCUCUAACGUGAGGCUAAUAUAAUACAAUACGAUGCGACGUGUGUGUGUUGUCUGUCUGUUUCAUCUUAACAGAACAGUACACUUUAAAAUAUCAAGCUCACAGCAUUAUGGAUACAAAAGAUUUAUGAGAACUAAGGACUCAAAAGUUUGCACUGACAGUGCAACAAGAAACAUGAAGAGGGCUGGUGCCUAUAAGCUUCUAGGUUAUGUUCAUGUACGCCAGCUAACAGUACACCAUUUAGUUUGUAAUAAUUUCUUCAUGUCUUGUUAAACGAUCGAAGGUGCUUAGAAAAAUUAUGUUAAAAUUUAGAUUAAAGGCUAAGUCAGUAGUUUUUUUUAAUUAAAGUUGCAGUAUUUCUGGUUGUUCACAAUGAUUUUAGUCCAAAGUGGUAAAAAAAAAAAAAAAAGCCUCUGUGGUACAAUGUUGUGCCUAGGGGUGUACCAAUACAAUAUUGAUAUCGGAUAUCAGUCAGAUAUCAACAAAAAAAUCAAAUAUCAGAUUAUAUCGGCCUGCAUCCAAAAUCUCAGAUAUCGGCACUCUGAUACAAGCAGUCCAUUCCAGACUCCGCUCCGGCACCUCUAUUUAGCAGCGCUCUGAUCCAGCAUGUAGAGUCCAUGUGAUCACAACAACAGUGUGUACUAAGGUACAAACAAAGUACCAAGGAGUCGGAGUGAUGUCGGCCUUGUGGCAGUAUUUUUCAUUAAAGUCCAAAAAAGACGUUGCAGCUGAGUGCAAAACUUGUCAUGCGUAAGUUUGUGCUAACAUUGGAUCAAUAUCAGUAUCGAACAAUACUGAGGGCUAUAAUAUUGGUAUCAUAUCGGAGGUAAAAAAGUUGUAUCAGGACACCUCUGGUUGUGCCAACUCGGCCCUUUAGUUUGCCAUAACUCGUGGUUGAACAGCCACUUUUCCUCAACAGACUUUUGUUUUUUGUACCAAAUAAAAAAGUGAUGUGAUGUUAGGAGGAGGUUUAACUAACAUCUCAUAUCAGCCUGGCUUCGCAAAUCUUUUAAAUCUUAUGAGACUAGCCUUUUUUAACCUGCUUCCUGUGUCAUGCUAAGCUAACAGUUCAGAUCCAUUCGUAGAAUAUAGAAUUAGCUGUACUGAUAAAUCCGUCUGUUUCUCAGAAACUGAUCUGUUCCUGUAAACAUGGCAACACCUGUCUCUCCAAAGAAACAUCUGUCUGUAAAUUCACAUCUGUUAUCUGUCAAAUUCACUGAUUCCCCUCAGUUUUCCAGUGUGACUCUAUCCUCCUUCUCUUUUUAAUCCAAACUAACUGAAACUGUGUUACGCAGCAGUACCCUGUCGUAUCAUUACAUUCAGGCACAUUGGAGCAAUAUUAAAAUUUUAGCAAGUUCUUAAAACAUUCAUGUGUUUUAUUGAAAACCAGAAACGCCUGUGAAGUUCUUACACAUCUUUUUUUAUGGAGGAAGUGAAGUAUCCCACUGUGAUGUGAUGAUGUUUUGCUGCUGGUUGCUGAUGUUUCUGCAGUAGCACAGACGGAAAAGAAGACUCAGGAGAGCUUGACUUUAGCACCUUGUUGAAAAAGAGGUAAGGAUUCACAAACAUUUACAACAAUUUAAGGCCUUCAAGGAAUAGCGUCCAAACCUUGGUGAUCUAACUGUGUCUCACUCUUGUUUUUCUGGACCGCCCCGUGUCUUCAGAGAGUAAGUUAUCACUGCGUUGAAAAACUAACAUUGGAAUAAUCAAUCUAUAACCUUUAGACAUUAUGCAUGAACUUAUCUUAGUUUUGUGGUUGUACUGUAGUUGUUUCAUAGACUCCCCAAACUAAUGCUGACAGUUGCAAAGGUUGACAGUAAUUCAUCAAUGUUGAUCACGUACACUGCAGGUUUUCAUCUCAAAUUUUUUUUUUACUCACAAAUCAGAAUAAGAGCAAGACUCUCAACCAUUAAUUCACCUCAUAGUCUGUCUUUCUUAGACUUUCUCAAAAACACAGGUCACACUCUUAGCAUGUCUAAAAUCUCCUUUGACGCUCACUGGACAAUUGCAAACACGAGCAAAGAAUGCUGUUGGCCUGAUUUUCACUGGUUUGCCUGCACUCCCGUCUAAUUUUUUUUGAUAAUAUUGAAUUAUUUUUAUGUACAUUUCUAAUCUACUGUUUGUUUUGCUGUUGAAUUGUUGUGCUUUAACUUUCCUGGUUUGUUUUGCCUCUUGGGUUCUUCCUCUGAUUGAGCAGCAGUUUCUUAAAAAAUCGGUAAGAAGCUGCUGAACUUACUGUGUUAGUGUCAAAAACUUUGUAUGCAUGCUCGUCUCUUGUGAUUAAAUUAUGGUUGGAUUCUGCACUUAUCUCUUAAUAAUUAAUCAAUGUUUUAAUAAGACAGAAAAAUCACUGUUAACUUAUCUAGAUCAAACGUGUUCACUCAGAGUACUAUUGACAAGGUGCAAGGCAGAUAUUUUUUUAGAUUUUAGUCUUUUACGUUGUUUUGAUGGUGAAACAGGUGGUUCAAUAAAUAAUACUUAUUUAAAGAAGUUAAUUAUUACUCAUCUGGGUUUCUACUCAGUUCUAUUAUCAUAACAAGCACAAAUUAGACAGAAGUAGCAGGGGAAAUACAACUGUGUUUCAACCAUAGACUGUAUAUAGAAUGGACGCCAUCUGCCUCCUCGCUUGGUGAAGCCACCGUGAGAACAGCACCCUCUGGUGACGGGCUGCAGUAUAGGUCAUAAAUCCCGCCUCCUCCAGCCAUCCUUGUUGUAGUUGUGGACAAACUUUAGAAAUUUAUUAAACAGAACAUAAAAUUGUCUCCCCCCUGGUUGCGAUGUUGACAUGUAGUUACUGUCAGAUUGGUUUGUGAUAAAGUCCUCUUUUUUCUGUACAGCCCUGUUUUUAAGUUAUUAGGGGGUUCACGUUUUCUAUGAUUGACACUUGAUACAGCCUAUGGGCGUACAAAGGUUGCGUGACUCACCCGGGGGAUACUCUCCCGCCAAAUGCAUACAACGGUACUGCGCAAGUAGUGGAGAGCGUACAAUGCUACUGUUGAAUGUUGGUUUCAGGAAGUGGAGAAAAAACCCGUGAAUACUGAGAGCUUUUGGCAGAAGGCGGAACCAGGUUGUCCAUAGUAUAUACAGUCUAUGGUUUCAACCAGGGUUACCAGAUGUUCAAUAAUUAUUGAAUUUGUAUGGUAAUUUUUCCCUCUGUACGAUCAAUAACCCAAAAAACAUGCUAGAUGUACGAUAAUUUGACAGUUUCGUGAACGUGCAGUGCAACGGGACUGUCUCAGUUUGCCACACUUUAUAUUUUAGUGUUUUAUUUGCGAACCCUAAAGGCAUCUUUUACCAUGUGAUGUUCCCAUCCAAUCAUAGUUUGAGUGACAUUUGUCUCCGAAUAACGAACAUGAUUGGCUGCCAAUCAUGCUCAGUUGGGAAGUCUGAUCAUACGCUGCUGAUGUGGGGUGGGGGGGUGAAUGACCACAAAACUGUAGCCUCAAAAUUGUGAGGACACUAAACAGAGUGACUCUAUGCGACUAUCAUGCAACAGUAAGAUUGUUAUUUUGAUCAUGACGGGUGUACUAUAAUUUUCCCCAAAAUACGAUAAUUUUGAGCCUCUGGUUCGAUAAAUAUGUCCCAUCUGGCAACACUUGUUUCAAUUUUAAGUGUUCUGACUCUGACACUAGCAUUGUAAGCACCAUAAAUAAACAAAAAUAUAAACAGGUUACAGAUACAAGAAACUAUAAAUGAAACUGGGAGGAUGUCAUUCAACAGUAAAUUAAGCAACUUUAUGACCUUUUAGAACACAGUGAAAAUAGAUGGAAGAGCUAUAAAUGCACCAAAGUUCUGAUCCGAAUUAAAAUCCUACUGACUUUAUUUCAAAGACUAUUGAUUAAUGAAAAAAAGUCACUAACUCUGUUGUAACUACUUCACUUUAAAUUAUGUAUUCAUCACGUUAAGUGCAAAUUCUGUGACUAGUAUUAACAUGUUCCUCUGGUUGGUGUUUCCCAGGACUGUGCAGGUGUCCGCAGAGCCUGAUGUGGACGUGUGGGACAUUCUCAGCAAAGCUCCUUCCUCAGAAUUUGAGAAGAUUGCCUUUCAGUAUGGCAUCACUGACCUGAGGGGUAUGCUAAAGAGACUGAAGAAGAUGAAGAAAGAGGAGAAGAAGAGUGAAGGUUGUGGAGGCCUUUACUACAAACUGCACUUCAUCCAAUGCAGGAAAAAGUUGAACAUGAAUGUGAAUGUAACUGACUUCUUCCCCCCUGUUUCCACUAGCUUUCCUUAAAAAGUUGGACCCUGCUUACCAAGUGACAAAGGGACAGAAAAUAAAACUGGCCAUUGAGGUUGCCGAUCCAGACGUGGAGGUGAAAUGGCUGAAGAACGGACAAGAAAUUCAACCAACUGGAAGGUUAUUAAAUGUGCUAAACCUGAACAUUAUGAACUUUUCUACAGAUUUAGUCACUGAUUAUGUUCUUGUGUUUGGCUCACUCUGUCUCUCUUCCAUCUGUCUGCUCCAUUGAUAUACCGAUGAAACUCCUCAUUCUUUCAUUACAUCUUCAGCAAGUAAGUGUCCAAGAGCUAAAAGAUAGCUGACAUCCAUGAAUUCUUGAGCUUUUCCCGCAUGUUUUGCAGUUUUUCAGCCUUUUUAUGAGAUGUAUAUGAAUAAGUGUGUUUAACUCCUUCUGGUCUUGGUUUAGGUAUAUCUUUGAGAGUGUGGGAAACAUGCGUUACCUCACCAUCAACCACUGCUCCCUGUCAGACGAUGCAGCUUACAGCUGUGUGGUGGGAGAGGAGAAAUGCACCACUGAGCUCUUUGUUAAAGGUAUGCAUGGUUUAUUGAAAAUCAACAACAUAAACAUCAGAUUAGGUUGAAGAACUGAGAGUUGCAGCUCUUACUCUCUUGUUGUUAUCUUUAUUUUGCAGAGCCUCCUGUGCAGAUUGUCAAGAAUCUGGAGGAUCAGAUGGUGAUGAAGGGGGAGCGGGUGGAGCUGGUGUGUGAAGUCUCAGAGGAAGGGGCCAACGUCAAAUGGUUAGUUAUGAUUCUUGACCUUCACAAAACGUUAUUCUGCGAGUAAACACUGUCAUUAUGAUAUACACUCACCGGCCGCUUUAUUCGCUACACCUGUUCAGUCGCUUCUUAACACAAAUCGCUAAUCAGCCAAUCACAUGGCAGCAUUUAGGCAUGUAGAUAUGGUCAAGACAACACGCUGAAGUUCAAACCGAGCAUCAGAAUGGGAAGAAAGAGGAUUUAAGAGACUUUGCAAAUGGUAUGGUUGUUAUUGCUGAUCUACUGAGAUUUUCACGCACAACCAUCUCUGUGGUUUACAGAAAAUGGUCUGGAAAAAAGGGGAAAUAUCCGGUGUGUGGCAGUUGAUGUUAGAGGUCAGAGAAGAAGGGUGGACUAGGGUGACCAUAUUCUGAAUCCCCAAAAAGAGGACAUGACUACGCAGGAGUGGAGUCACAGAGCCGUGCGCAGUUAAUUUUGAGAAAUUUCUUUCUUUUUUACGUGCUUCUAACUCAGUAAGUCCAUGCGACACAAACUCAAAACUUCCAUAAAAAACCCCGGACAUUUGAAGGAUUUUAUAAACUCCGCCAGACAAAGCCGGACAGCCCCCCAAAAAGAGGACAUGUCCAGGUAAAAGAGGACAUAUGAUCACCCUAGGGUAGACUGGUUCAAGAUGAUCGAAAGGCAACAGUGGGUUGGAUAACUCAUUACAACCAAAGUAUGCAGAAUAUCAUCUCUGCAUUCACAACGUGUACAACCUUGAAGCAGAUGGACUACAGCAGCAGAAGACCACACUGGUUGCCACUCCUCUCAGCUAAGAUCAGGAAACUGAGGUCACAAUUAGCACAGGGUUACCAAAAUCAGACAACAGCAGAUUGGAGAAACGUUGCCUGGUCUGAUGAGUCUGGAUUUCAGCUGCAACAUUCAGAUCGUAGGGUCAAAGUUUGGCAUCAACAAUAUGGAAGCAUGGAUCCAUCCUACCUUGUAUCGAUGAUUCAGGCUGAUGGUGGUUUGAUGGUGUGGGGGAUAUUUUCUUGACAUGCUUUAAGCCGCUUAGUACCAACUGAAAAUCAUUUUAACACCACGGUCUACUUUGGUCAUAUUCCUGACCAUGGAACAUAUCUUUGUGACUACAGUGUGCCCAUCUUCUAAUGGCUACUUCCUGCAGGAUAUCACAAAGCUCAAAUCAUCACAAAUCAUAGUUUCUUGAACAUGACAACAAGUUCACCGUACUCCAGUGGUCUCCAUUGUCACCAGAUCUCGAUCCAAUAGAGGACCUUUGGGAUAUGGUGGAACUGGAGAUUUGCAUUAUAGACAAAUCUGCAGCACCUGUGUGAUGCUGUCAUGUUAAUACGGACAAAAACCUCUGAGGGAUGUUUUUAAGACCUUGUUGAAAGCUUGACAUGAAGAAUCACGACAGCUCUUAAAGCAAAAGGGGGUGCAACCAUUUACUAGCAAGAUAUACCUAAUAAAGUGGCUGGUGAGUGUGCUGAAGUGAAAGCACUUGUAAGGAACUUUUGAUUUAUAUGGAUUUUAGCGCCCCCUGUGGACUGAGUGGUAAUUUGCUGAUUUUGUCUCGAGCGAGUGCAACGAACGAUUCAUGACAAUAAUUCAUUUGCCUCGGCACCAUACAUACAAAAAUUAAGGGGGAAGAAUUAUUACAGCACAGAGGUGAAUAUUCUGUUUGUUUUGGUCACCCUCAACCCCCUUCUUGACCUAACCUUGCUGCCACCAUCAGUUAAAGUCAGAGUCCUGGUCAAAGCAGCUGUAAAUCACUGAACAAGUAAACAAUCUAUCCGUCAGAAAAGUCACCAAGGAGAGCUGAGUUAGAGGACAUCAGAGGACAUAAAAGAAAAACACGUAUAAAACAUGACCAGGCCUCUGUAGAGUCAGUGUCAUGUUAUGAGGUGUUUGUCGAGUUAUUACUGAAGCUCAACCUCCAGCGACACUACCAUGAAGUUCAUGAACUUCACAGUUACGUCAGGUCUUGUGAGCAUGUCAGUGUAAAUUUGGCAUAUGACUUGCAGCGGCUAAUAUAGCCUCACGUAAUGCUUUCAUUUUAGUUACAGCCUGGAUUUGUCUUUACAUGUGGUAUAAAAUUAAGUUAGUUAAGAAGGACUUAGAAAUAUAUUAUCAAAAACAUAAACAUGCUGUGAAACUUCAAUGGGACUUGAAACUUUUUCUUCAUUCAAAGCCGAUUUUAUGUCCUCUCUCACACAGUGUUGAUUACUCACACACCCAGCAGAUGGCAUUUGAGUUUUUCAUGUGCACACAGACACACACACAGCUCUGCCUUCUGUCUCUGUGACACACUGAAGCUGUAAAUUAUCACCUCUGUGAAAAGGUCACAUCAACAUUUCACUAUGACCCCUGUGACCUUUUGUCUCGGGGGGGGGGGGAGUUGCUGCAAAUGCUGGUGCAAAAUAAAAUUCCUGAAAGGGAAGGCGAAAGAUCAAUAUGUUGGAUAAAAAGUCAAAUGAAUAAGAGAAAAAAGAUGAGCUCAAUAUGGCAGAAGUUAAGAGGAGUUCAGAAGCUAUGCAAUCGAUUUACGCUAUAAAUGAAAAGUCUCAUAAACUUCCCUUAUUUGAUGUCACUUUCUUAAAUCUUGAAAACUAUAUUUCUAUCAUGUGCAAGGACGUUUCAUAAAGUAAUAUGACAACAUCUUUUGCUUUAUUCAUAAUAACUGUUUUUCAGUCUGAUUAUAAUUCUUAACUGUUUGCCUUUAAUUCUGGUCACCAGGUGCAUUUUGGUUUACUUGUACAUACAACUUUUGGGACUUUUUAUGUAAUCCACAUACUCUUUUGCUACCGUACCCACAGAUUUGCUUUCAUUUUUUCUUUAUGAGCUUGUCUGGAAAAAAAACUGGAUGUAAAAUCCUUUAAGUUAAGAUUAACUUUAGGAUGUCAUAGAGGUAAAAGUGACAAAGCAACUUAAAUGCUUAUGAAACAGACAGAAACCUGAAUUUGUGCUUUCUUAUGACCCUUAGAAAAAAAAAAACUUUAGCAACCACAUGCAUAAUCCUUAAAGUAGUUAUUUUGGUAACUCUUUACGGUCAGGGUACAUGAAUUCAUAAUAAUUCAUGUACCCUUAAAGUGGCAUAGUUUCAUUUUAAGUAUUCAUUAGGGCCCGAGCGUAGCUGCUAAGCAGCUGCGAGAGCCCUCUUGUUCCUGAUGGAUUCUUCUUUAGGGCCCGAGCGUAGCUGCUAAGCAGCUGCGAGAGCCCUCUUGUUCCUGAUGGAUUCUUCUUUUGUUAUUAGGGCCCGAGCGUAGCUGCUAAGCAGCUGCGAGAGCCCUAUUAUUCCUGAUGGAUUCUUCUUUCUUCUUCUUCUUCUUCUUAUUAUUUUUCUGCCCCUUUGAACUGGAAAAUGGCCCACUUCCCACUGGUGAAAAGUCAUGAAAUUUGGCAGGACGACCGGGCCUGGUGAAAAAUUUGAUAUUCUGAAGUCGCCCAAAAAAUCAAAUGCAAAAUGGCUCCAUAGCGCCCCCUAAGGUGAAAAAUUCACAUGAUUGAGUGUCACGCCUGUAUGCUUUGUCAAAAUGACACAAAAUUUGACACACACGUGUAUCUCAAUAAGAUCUACAAAAAAGUCAGUGCGGGCGUAUCUGUCAAAUGUACGGUUAAAGGUUUAUUUCGCAUUUUUUGCCGAUCCACACACAUUGGAAUUUCGCUAACUCCUCCGAAGGUUUUCGUUCCACCGGCACCACAUUUGCUCAGGCCAAUCUACACCCCAUGGCCAAUAAAAGUUGUACAAAUCAUGACGCUGCACCCCACGGUUUACGUUCUAGGGGGCGCCAAACAUAACCCAAAAAUCCACAGUCUUAAAAGUCUUAUAACUUUUUAUUUUUGUCCUCACUGGCCUCCAAGUUCUCUAGGAUGAUGCAAUGUCCAGCCAUCAACACAUUUGUGAAGGAAUUUUUACUCGCCAAAAGAGCGCCCCCCCAUGGCAGGAGAAAAAUGUCCAUUUUUUCUUGUCUCCUAAGGCGAAAAUACACAUCGUUGACUGUCACGCCUUUACGCUUUGUCAAAAUGACACAAAAUUUGACACACACAUGUAUCUCAAUAAGAUCUACAAAAAAGUCAGUGCGGGCGUAUCUGUCAAAUGUACGGUUAAAGGGUUAUUUCGCAUUUUUUGCCGAUCCGCACACAUUGGAAUUUCGCUAACUCCUCCGAAGGCUUUCGUUCCAACGGCACCACAUUUGCUCAGGCCAAUCUACACCCCAUGGCCAUUAAAAGUUGUACAAAUCAUGACACUGCACCCCACGGUUUACGUUCUAGGGGCCGCCAAAGAUAACCCAAAAAUCCACUGUCUUAAAAGUCUUAUAACUUUUUAUUUUUGUCCUCACUGGCCUCCAAGUUCUCUAGGAUGAUGCAAUGUCCAGCCAUCAACACAUUUGUGAAGGAAUUUUUACUCGCCAAAAGAGCGCCCCCCCAUGGCAGGAGAAAAAAGUCCAUUUUUUCUUGUCUCCUAAGGCGAAAAUACACAUUGUUGACUGUCACGCCUUUACGCUUUGUCAAAAUGACACAAAAUUUGACACACACAUGUAUCUCAAUAAGAUCUACGAAAAAGUCAAUGCGAGCGUAUCUGUUCAAUGUACGGUUAAAGGGCUAUUUUGCAUUUUUUGCCGAUUCGCACACAUUGGAAUGUGGCUAACUCCUCCUAAAGCUUUUGUCCCAUCGGCUUCAAAUUUGCUCAGGUCAAUCUACACCCCAUGGCCAUUCAAAGUUGUACAAAUCAUGACGCUGCACCCCACGGUUUACGUUCUAGGGGGUGCCAAAGAGGACCCAAAUAUCCACAUUUUUAAAAGUCUUAUAACUUUUUAUUUUUGUCCUCACUGGCCUCCAAGUUUUCUAGGAUGAUGCAAUGUCCAGCCAUCAACACAUUUGUGAAGGAAUUUUUUCUCCCCAAAAGAGCGCCCCCCCAUGGCAGGAGAAAAAGUCAAGUUUUUCCUGCCCAUCGCUCAAUGGCUCAAAAGCAUCACUCUCUCGGCAAAACCGAAAGGAGGAGCAACUUGCCAUUUGGAUAUAUACUAGCUGUGUUUGUGCCCUCACUCAUGGUCCAGACUUUUUUCAAAAAGGACAUGGAGUUUGUCUGCAGCGAGCGUUUUGGUAGAAACUGCGCCUCCCAUUCAUUAUAAUGGUAAAUGACCACAGACAAGUGCGCACACCAUCUUUGGACCUUGAGUGUGACGCGAUCAAGAGGGGUAGGCGGUCGCGCUGGGGGCGGCGCGACACGGCUCGGGCCCGCCAGUGCCCCAACGGGGCCCUAGUUAUUAUUAUUAUUUUUCCUCCGCUUUAAACUGGAAAAUGGCCCACUUCCCACUGGCGAAAACUCAGGAAAUUUGGCAGGACGACCGGGCCUGGUGAAAAAUUCGAUAUUCUGAAGUCGCCCAAACAAUAAAAUACAAAAUGGCUCCAUAGCGCCCCCUAAGGUGAAAAUUCACACUAUUGACUGUCACGCCUGUACGCUUUGUCAUAUUGACACAAAAAUUGACACACACAUGUAUCUCAAUAAGAUCUACAAAAAAGUCAGUGCGGGCGUAUCUGUCAAAUGUACGGUUAAAGGGUUAUUUCGCAUUUUUUGCAGAUCCGCACACAUUGGAAUUUCGCUAACUCCUCCGAAGGCUUUCGGUCCACCGGCACCACAUUUGCUCAGGCCAAUCUACACUCCAUGGCCAUUCAAAGUUGUACAAAUCAUGAUGCUGCACCCCAUGGUUUAGGUUCUAGGGGGCGCCAAAAAUAACCCUAAAAUCCACAUUCUUAAAAGUUUUAUAACUUUUUAUUUUUGCCCUCACUGGCCUCCAAGUUUUCUAGGAUGAUGCAAUGUCCAGCCAUCAACACAUUUGUGAAGGAAUUUUUACUCCCCAAAAGAGCGCCCCCCCAUGGCAGGACAAAAAAGUCAAUUUUUUCUUGUCCCCUAAGGUGAAAAUACACAUUGUUGAAUGCCACGCCUGUACGCUUUGUCAUAUUGACACAAAAUUUGACAAUCACGUGUAUCUCAAUAAGAUCUACGAAAAAGUCAAUGCGCGCGUAUCUGUAAAAUGUACGGUUAAAGGGCUAUUUCGCAUUUUUUGCCGAUUCGCACACAUUGGAAUGUGGCUAACUCCUCCUAAGGUUUUCGUCCCACUGACACCAAAUUUGCUCAGGCCAAUCUACACCCCAUGGCCAUUCAAAGUUGUAAAAAUCAUGACGCUGCACCCCAUGGUUUACGUUUUAGGGUGCGCCAAAGAUGACCCAAAUAUACAUUACAGUAGACAAAGUAGUUUUGCCCACUGAGUGGCGCCAAAGGGACUUGUCUGUGGAGUCUGUGAGUCACUAUUGGCCGUUUUUGACUACUUUAGAUUUUACCUUUAUAUUUCCUCUUACAAAAUUUUUACCUUGCCUUGCCUGGUAUCAUUUUUUUCAGCACAACCUCACCUGUGUCAAUUUACAGUUAUUUUAUCAUUUUGACAUACUAUAUUUACACAUUGGACCCAAAUUCACACACAAAACAUAAAAUCCGAGUGGAAAAAAGUAACGUUUUUACUGUGAAAACCACAAAUAUGUGUGAUGAACUGUUUUUAAAACUUAAACUUCAAAUAAAAAUUGUAAACUUCAAAACAUAUGCAAAUUUUUAACAAAGAACAUAGUAAUUUACCUCUAUUUACAUCAAAAUGCAGGCAAUGGCCCAGGUGUUCUUUGUAAAAUUAUUUACAAAACACUGUAUAGUCUCACAAAUGUCACUUUUUAUUUAUGCCACUACAAAAAAACAUGAUGUAAAUGAUGCAUGAUGUAAAACAUGAUGUAAAAAACUUGUGUAGAUCCUCCUCUAUGUUAGUCCAUGUGUAAUUUUUCCAUAAUUCUUUGUUUUUUGCAGCAUUUUUGUUAGUGUAACUGCAGAUUGUGCUGACAGUGUCUAUGGCAAAAAAAAAAAAAAAAAAAGAAAAUGCCUCAACAUGAACCCCUGGUGGUCUCUGAGGGUGAAACCUGCUAACUGCUGCAGCUCUGUCAGCUUCAGUCUCCCAUGCAGAGCUCGGAGCGCAUGUGUGGCUCUGCACCCUUAGCAGCGUUGCUAACUCCUCAGUAAGGAAAGCCUGCUUCAUGUCAGAGUCUCUAAACUCCAGAAGAAGUCGAUAAAAGUCACUUUCUUUCUAAAAAAAAGUCGUUAGGGGGUCUGAAAAGUCAUUGAAUCUAACAACAAAGUCGCUAGGUUUGCAACUACGUGUCCCAGACUGCAUCCCUGCUGAGAGUCCCUCCCUCCCUUCUCAUAUUGCAGGAAGAACGUAAGUUCCCGCCCCUUGUCAAUCAGUCACCAUAUAAUUUUGGAUUGGUUGUUGUGGUGAAGUUUUCCACCAAUAGGAGAGAUGUUGUGGUGUGUUUUUUUUUUUCCUUUGGCAAGCCUUUUCCGCCUGUAAGACCUGUCGCUAAUGUCUGCAUGCUAUGUUUUCCUGUCUCAUACAGCGCGAUCGAGCGCCGAACGUGAUCAAAAUAAGCAGAAAACAAGUAUCGUGGACAUAAUUUAUCAUAACUCUGGUUUUAUUUGGCCUAUCAACACAAUUUAAAAACUGGUAUAUAGGUUGAGGUCCUCACUUUUGAGAUAAAUUGAAACGGAGAGUCAACGAGGCUCCGUCUUGCAGCUACAUCCGGUUGAAUAUGUCAUGUGACUUGAACGCACACACACACACACACACACACACACACACACACACACAGACACACACACACACGCACACACACACACUCAGAGUCUGGUUUUUAGCACCUGCAAAAACAUGCUAUUUACAUAUUUGACAAGAAUGCAGAGGCUCCUUUUGCCCCUGAAAAAAAUCAUAUUUCAAACACAACUUGACUGGUCAUUUCUCCAAAAGACAACCAUGAAGCUCCAUCCAAACCUGAAGCAGGCAGUUGGUGCAUGUGUACAGUAACCUGAGGGGAGUGAGGUGACUGCUUCUGAGGAGAACAUGAGCAGUGAAGAUUCACCUUAGAGCUAGAACAGAGACGUGCACAUGAUUAUACAGGGGCAGGGGCUCAAGUUUUUUCCAGUUGUUUAUACAAUAUGGAAAUUAAUGUGAAAUUAAAAAACAAAGUAUUAAUAGAAAGGUAAUGACUGUCCUGUGUAGGUGACAGUGAUAUCCAAUAGGCUAGGCACUCACGAGGCUGGCUGUGGCAAGUGUAAGUGAAAGCAACACGCACUGGCAGGAAGAACAGCAAACGCCGAUGAAGGAAAAGGGUCUUUGCAGUGAUGGGCGUUACCAGAGAGGGCGAUGGCCAGAGGACACAAAUGGGACGGGGAGGCAGCGCGUUGGGGGGGGGGACGCGACACAGCUCGGGCCCGCCAGUGCCCCAACGGGGUCCUAGUUCGUUAUUUUUCCUCCGCUUUAAACUGGAAAAUGGCCCACUUCCCACUGGCGAAAACUCAGGAAAUUUGGCAGGACGACCGGGCCUGGUGAAAAAUUUGAUAUUCUGAAGUCGCCCAAACAAAAAAAUGAAAAAUGGCUGCAUAGCGCCCCCUAUGGUGAAAACUCACCUGACGCCUGUACACUUUGUCAAAAUGACACAAAAUUUGACACACAUGUGUAUCUCAAUAAGAUCUACAAAAAAGUCAGUGCGGGCGUAUCUGUCAAAUGUACCGUUAAAGGGCUAUUUCGCAUUUUUUGCCGAUCCGCACACAUUGGAAUUUCGCUAACUCCUCCGAAGGCUUUCGUUCCACCGGCACCACAUUUGCUCAGGCCAAUCUACACCCCAUGGCCAUUAAAAGUUGUACAAAUCAUGAUGCUGCACCCCACGGUUUACGUUCUAGGGGGCGCCAAAGAUAACCCAAAAAUCCACAUUCUUAAAAGUCUUAUAACUUUUUAUUUUUGUCCUCACUGGCCUCCAAGUUUUCUAGGAUGAUGCCAUGUCAAGCCAUCAACACAUUUGUGAAGGAAUUUUUACUCCCCAAAAGAGCGCCCCCCCAUGGCAGGAGAAAAAAGUCAAGUUUUUCUUGUCCCCUAACAUGAAAAUACACAUUGUUGAGUGUCACGCCUAAACGCUUUGUCAUAUUGACAAAACAUUUGACAAUCACGUGUAUCUCAAUAAGAUCUACAAAAAAGUCAUAGAGCACGUAUCUGUAUAAUGUACGGUUAAAGGGCUAUUUUGCAUUUUUUGCCGAUCCGCACACAUUGGAAUUUCGCUAACUCCUCCGAAGGCUUUCGUUCCACCGGCACCAAAUUUGCUCAGGCCAAUCUACACCCCAUGGCCAUUAAAAGUUGUACAAAUCAUGACGCUGCAACCCACGGUGAAGGUUCUAGGGGGCGCCAAAGAUAACCCAAAAAUCCACAUUCUUAAAAGUCUUAUAACUUUUUAUUUUUGUCCUCACUGGCCUCCAAGUUUUCUAGGAUAAUGCAAUGUCCAGCCAUCAACACAUUUGUGAAGGAAAUUUUACUCCCCAAAAGAGCGCCCCCCCAUGGCAGGAGAAAAAAGUCUAUUUUUUCUUGUCCCCUAAGGUGAAAAUACACAUUGUUUAGUGUCACGCCUGUACGCUUUGGCAAAAUGACACAAAUAUUAACACACACAUGUAUCUCAAUAAGAUCUACGAAAAAGUCAAUGCGCGCAUAUCUGUCAAAUGUACGGUUAAAGGGUUAUUCCGCAUUUUUUGCCGAUCCGCACACAUUGGAAUGUGGCUAACUCCUCCUAAGGCUUUCGUUCCACUGGCACCACAUUUGCUCAGGCCAAUCUACACCCCAUGGCCAUUAAAAGUUAUUCAAAUCAUGACGCUGCACCCCACGGUUUAGGUUCUAGGGGGCGCCAAAGAUAACCCUAAAAUCCACAUAUUUAAAAGUCUUAUAACUUCUUAUUUUUGUCCUCACUGGCCUCCAGGUUUUCUAGGAUGAUGCAAUGUCCAGCCAUCAACACAUUUGUGAAGGAAUUUUUACUCCCCAAAAGAGCGCCCCCCCAUGGCAGGAGAAAAAAGUCCAUUUUUUCUUGUCCCCUAAGGUGAAAAUACAUAUUGUUGAGAUUCACGCCUAUACGCUUUGUCAUAUUGACACAAAAUUUGACAAUCACGUGUAUCUCAAUAAGAUCUACGAAAAAGUCAAUGGGCGUGUAUCUGUCAAAUGUACGGUUAAAGGGCUAUUUUGCAUUUUUUGCCGAUUCGCACACAUUGGAAUGUGGCUAACUCCUCCUAAGGCUUUCGUCCCACUGACACCAAAUUUGCUCAGGCCAAUCUACACCCCAUGGCCAUUCAAAGUUGUAAAAAUCAUGACGCUGCACCCCACGGCUCACGUUCUAGGGGGCGCCAAAGAUGACCCAAAUAUCCACAUUCUUAAAAGAAUCCACAUCCCCCCCCCCAUCCCCCAUCCCCCAUGGCAGGAGAAACAGUCAAGUUUUUCCUGCCCAUCACUCAAUGGCUCAAUCGCAUCGCUCUCCCGGCAACACCGUAACAAGGAGCAACUUGCCGUUUGGAUAUAUCCUAGCUGUGUUUGUGGCCUCACUCAUGGUCCAGACUUUUUUCAAAUAGGACAUGUAGUUUGUCUCCAGCGAGUGUUUUGGUAGAAACUGCGCCUCCCAUUCAUUAUAAUGGGAAAUGACCACAGACAAGUGCGCACACCAUCUUUGGACCUUGAGUGUGACGCGAUCGGGAGGGGGAGGCGGUCGCACUGGGGGCGGCGCAACGCGGCUCGGGCCCGCCAGUGCCCCAACGGGGCCCUAGUAUCUAUUUGAUUUUAUUAAAAUUGUUGUUGUUUUUUUUAGAAUCUAUUUAUUCAAGUUUCUUAAAAUCAUUAAUAUUUUACUCUGAAAACUAUUCAAUUUAAUCAGAUAAAAUGUAUUAAAAAAUAAAUAUGAUGAGCUGUUGAUCAGCUGUGAUUUAUUCAGUUAAAAUUUAUGAGACAGACACAAAUUGGAGAUAACAAUGAUGAAUACACAAAUUAUUUAUUCUAGGCUCAUUGAGUUUCUUGGUAUUAUUAUAUAAAUCUAAUUCUCAAUUGUUUUAUUUACAUUUGACUGACAAAUAUGCAGCACAAAUAGUUUAUUGUUCUGUUUAUGUUCAAUUUAAAUAAUUCAGAUAGAUGGAAAUUUUAUGUACAAUGAGACCUUAAUAUUCCUGUGAGUGUGUAACGACUGCCAUAUGGUAGGGGUCAGACUGAAUGAUCCUUUUUUUCUCCCCACUGCAAAUAUUUACUCUGGAUUAAACGACUGACUGAUAGAAAACCUAUUGUCAUUGUCAGAAAACACUAAUUACAGGUGCUGCUCUGUCCACAGGGGGCGCUAAAAUCAACACGAGGAAAAGCUCCUCACACAAGUUUUGAGACCUGCUCCUGAGUUUGGUUACAAUAACAGUCACAAUGACUUUGACGUCUGUGUGAACUUCCAUACAGGGAGAAAGAUGGAGUGGAAUUAACAAGAGAUGAGUCAUUCAAGUAUCGCUUCAAGAAAGAUGGCUGCAAACAUGUCCUGAUCAUCAACGAGGCCACGAAGGAGGACUGCGGUCAUUACAAGGUCAAAACGAAUGGCGGCGAGUCGACGGCUGAACUCCUGGUGCAGGGUAAGUGUCAGUCAGGCUUGUGCUGAGUACAGUAUGAAACAUUUUUAUCACUGAUAUACACUCCAAGUGCACAUUCUCAUGCCCGGCCAGUAGUCGUGUGGCCUUGCCCCUCCUGGCAUGCUGUCUAUCUUUGGGAUCUCUUGCCCGCGUCAUUCUGCCAAGGUUACUGCAGCGACGCGAGUCCACAUGCCAGCUAAAGUUAGAAGACGUGGACCAUAUUUCACCUGAAGGGCACGAUUCUGUACAAGUGACCUGUUUCCUCUCCCUCCUCUUUGUUCCACCUGGCUUUGUUUUUGUGCUGUUGUAAUGAUUUCAUUUUUAUUCAUCUUUUUUACUGCAUAAACCAAACAUAAGGGAGUUAAUGCUGAAGAUUUUUUUAAUGAAAGAAAUAUCAAUACUACUAAAAGAAAGUAUGCAAAAGCAGUGGGUGGAAUCAUAUUUCCAGUUGUCGAUCAUUUUGAGACCAUGGGGAUUGGCUAAAUUUCCUAUGGAGAGCUUGUUGGGGAUGAGGUCUUCCUCUUAUGCGCCACCUACUGUGUCAGGAUUUGUAGGCUUAUUAAUGUUAAAACGUUACCAACUUUUGUGUUAUUAUUGGAUAAAGCUGUAUUAUAAGCUGUAUUAUUUGUUAUCAGAAUAGCAAAUAAUUGCAAAACACUCACAAUAGCCUGACAUAAAUUGUAAUUUAUUAUAUCUUUGGGUACUUUAAAAUGCUCUGUUGUUGUCCCCAUAUUUAACAUGUACCAGUAAAACCUGUAGGUUCAGGUAAUGUCAAACUAAAUCAAAUAGUUUUUCACAUAGUUUUACAGUCUGAUGUUACCAAAGUACCGGAAGCUACAUUGGCAUUUAGAGGAAUAUUUGCAGUACCAACACAGGAACAGAACAAUCUUAACUUUCUAUAUCUUCAACUUUGUGUUUUUUAAAUGAUAUCGUAUCACUAGAUGCUGGUUUUUCUUGUUGGAAGUUGCUAUUUUCUAUUGAAAGAUUUGAUUUGUAUGUGGAAUUUGCAAUCAAUUUAGUUAAUGAUGGUUUUCAGUGAAGUAAACAAUCGUCAUGUUUUUUCUGGUAAAUAUCAAAGUUGAUUCAUUUUCUUAGAAAUAUUAUGAUUUUACUUCACAGGUGGUCUAAAAAUGCUGGAGAGAAUUGGUUCAAACUCUAAAUGAGAGCAAAACAUGAACAAACCCCAACUGGUUUGACCCUCUAUUAUUUUCCUCUUGUUACCUUUUCAUCUCAGCAUCAUCAGCUCAAACAGCAGAAAUAUUCACCAUGAACCAAACCAGACUUCAUCACAUGUUCAUGAUUCAACCUUCGCUGUAUUUUGUUACAUUUUAGUCCUGUGGCUAUUUACAGAAUCUGUACACCCUGAAUAUUACAUAUAUUCAUGUUCAGGUGUGAUAGAGUAUGUGUUUGUGCUUGUGUGCAUCCUCUAGGUGUUUGUACUUAGAUUUAAACCUGGUCUAAGCUCCUGCUUAUAGUCCAGCUCAGUUAAUCUGACUGUUAAUCAAACUACAAACUCGCCAAGAAAACCAGCUGUCGAGUGCAGCGGGGAUCAGCACCUUAUUUCACAGCACCAUUCUCACCUCAUUCACCCAUCCAGUGAGCUGACAUAAAGAAAAAAAACGACUCCUGUGACCUUUUCAGGGAGCGGGGUGCGACUUAUCUUGCCUGGUUUACACUUCCUAUUGAGAUAACUUAAUAACUCUGCAGUGCAUUAUUUUUUUGUGAUAUACAGUAAUAGCUUGAAGCUCCUGCAUCUGGUCUUCAUAUCCUCCCACUUUAUUUUCUACCAUAAAAUCCAAUUAACUAUUUCUCUUGUGCCUGUUGCUAAGAUACUAAAUACAAAGGCUGGGCAAAGAUAAUAAACACCUCACGCACCAGCUUAUUAUUACCGUAUUAUCCUCACAUACAAAAGCUGCCUCUCUUUUUUUCGAAUCAUAUUAUCCUCAUAUAUAUAUCAUCAUCUCAUUCCUGACCUGUCUGUGUUUUUCUGACUGUGCAGAGAAAGAGCUGGAGGUGUACCAGAGCAUCGCAGACCUCACAGUGAAAGCAAAGGAUCAGGCGGUUUUUAAGUGCGAGGUGUCAGAUGAGAACGUGAGGGGGACGUGGUACAAGAAUGGCGUGGAAGUCCAGCCUGACGCCAGAAUUAAUAUCACACAUAUUGGCAGGUGAGGAGAAUGUAGCACAUGCUUUACAUGAGCAUACAUCCCGUUAUAGUAUGCAGUAAACUUGACAAUUUUUCUCCGUUCAAGGAUCCACAAACUGACCAUCGACGAGGUCAAACCAGAGGAUGAAGGAGACUACACUUUUGUGCCAGACGGCCAUGCCUUCAACUUGUCUGCAAAACUCAAUUUCUUGGGUAGCAUUUCUUUCUUUUUUUCUUAAAACUUCAAACUAAACAUGGGUCAGUUCUCUCCAAACUGAAGCUGUUUACCUGUAUUUUUUAUUUUUGUUUCUUUAGAGGUGAAGAUUGACUACGUCCCGCGCCAAGGUACAAACAACCACAACCACCUAGACUGGAACAUUUCAAAAUCAAACUUCUGCUCUUUUUAACCAUUUCUUUUCUCCUUUAGAUCCUCCUAAGAUCCAUCUUGACUGUAUGGGUCGCACUACAGAGUCAACCAUCGUGGUGGUGGCUGGCAACAAAUUGCGUCUGGAUGUCCCAAUUACAGGAGAUCCGGCUCCCACAGUGGUCUGGACCAAAGGAGAGAAGGUAAAGCAGACACAUAGACCUCUGUUUUUAACCAGGCAUCACACCCAACUUCUGACAUCUGACAACUAUCCAGAGCAUAGUAGGUAAGGCCUGAAAUCUGUGACUUAUUCAUCGUUAAAAACACAUUUCAUAGCCAUACUAAUGCUGUGAAAUUCUGGAAGAUUCUAGCUCUUACAGUUCAUUUUUAAUACAGCCCAUCUCCAGGAUAAUAAACUCUUAUCAGCUAACAAUUUUGUGUCUAAACAUUUUUGGAUUUGCAAACGUCUGGCUGGUGCACUAAGACGUUUUAACCGAGCUAUUGAAUUACAAGGCUAAUUACAGCUUAAUUAAAUGACAUGUACCAGCGUGCUGAUGUUUGAGUCGAAAGGAAAGUGAGGUUACACAACCUCUCUGUUCUCUUCGGCUUUUACUGCUUUGCUCUGCUCAAAUAUAGGCUAGUUCUGUAAAACCUGGCGGAGAGGAGAAAGAAGGAACUACUACCUCUUGGACCCUGAAUGACGGGGACGUAAGUGUGCAUGUUUCAUUCAAACACUUCAAGCCAGCUACAACCAGCACCAUGCCUUCUAACCCACAAUUCACUUCUAAUGACAAUGUGAGAAGAGUGUGUGAUGGCCCGCAGUGUGCUGGAUGAACAGAUGUAGCCAGAGGAGAAGCUGUUGUUUUCAUAUAAAGAUAAUCUUGUUUUCUAUGUAAGAUCAGAGGAUAAUGCGCACAAACAUCUAACUGUACCAAACAGCUGCAUCUGAAUGUGAACAGUUCAGCUUCACCUGUAGUUACAAUAUCUCUGCACGUGUUUGUUAUCCUCUGUACAAAACUUUAGGAGCAAGUCACAUGAACAUGGUGUUACUAAAUGUUGAGCAAUGAGGUAAGAGCAUGUUCAGAUUUCCUACAAAGACAGAAACAAGUCAGAAAAAACUCUACAGUAAGCAUACUUUUGAAGGGGACAUUUCUAUGUCUUAUGUCCUUAAAAAGAGAUAUUCCAGCAUAAAAUUAAUUUAGGAUCAAACAUACGUAACACCGAGUUAGACAUCCCCUUGAGAGAUGAAUGUUGCCGACUGCUUGCUUCUCUAGUUAUACCGACUUUAGACCCAUUACAGACUGAUGGGGUGACGCAGUUCAAGGAAGAACAUUUAUGAUCAUUACUUUAAUCAUUUUGCACUGCAGACGCGGUAGUUCUUCUGCCUUAGCAUCUCGAACUGAUUGCAUUUCCAUGAAGAAAUGAUCAUAAAUGUUCUUCCUUGAGCUGCGUCACCCCGCAGCAGUCCGCAAUAGACUGGUCUCGCUACAAACAAACAAAUGGCUGCUGGAAGAGAGUAGGUGAGUUGUGUUUAGUCUCUUUGCUAAAGAAAUUAGGCAAACUUCAAAAGAUGUUUGGUGGUUAGUGCUAUGGCUGGGACCCUAUAUGUUCUGUUGAUGAAGUUAGGUGCUGUUCUGAGCAUUAUCUGUGGCUAUAGAGUGGCGUUCUGGUUGAGGUUUGUUUAUGGCUGUGUAUUGCUAUUGUGCGGUCGUUACUAAAGUUGGUAUAACUAGAGAAGCAAGCGGUCAGCAACAUUCAUCUCUCGAGUUACUCAGUGUAACAGUGUGUUUGACCCUAAAUUUAUUUUACGCCGGAAUAUCCCUUUAAAUAUAUUAUUGUUAGGAUUGUCAAGCAAAUUGAUUACUGACUUUCAAUUUUUAACAAAGAAUCAAUCACAUUUUUAUCACGAGGAAACUUAGGAAAACACGUGGGCGUCCCUGAGACUCAGGUCCAACUCAGUGUUGACGGGCCUGCAGUCAGUUUCCACCGGUUAGCCGCCACCAUCAGCCAUCUUAGCUGAACCUUUAUGUUUAGCUCGUAGCCAAUAGAUUUGACUCAAAUAACUUGAGUGAUCUUUAAAUUCAGUUUGGCUAAAAGUGUGUAUUACUAUCAACUUGCCAACUUGAACCAUCUAGGAGCUAUUGAGCAGUGGCAGAAAGUAGGAAGACACUGCAGUCAGUAAACUACAGUGUGUAGGAAGGGACAAGCCACAAUAACGUAGGAUCAGAAAAAUUAAAGGUCGGUUUGUUCAGGACUUUGAUCACAGUGGAAUUAACAUAUCGAUGCUGACAGCCCUAAUAAUUCGAUGACUGAAUAAAAAGGGAUGAAAACUCAACAUGCAGAUGCAGUAUGGGCACAGGUAAGUGACGUCUCCUGUAACUGGUGAGCAGUGCUUGAGUUCAGAUCAUUUUUCUUUAUUUUGCGUUUCUCUUGAUGAAGGUUCUCAUGUCUUUACAAGUAAGAUUAUGAAGCAGUUCAGCCUUUAUUAGCCUUUCCUGAAAGUCCAUUUCAGACCCUGUCAUGUACUGGUCCAACAUUUGCAUGACUACAUUUGAAGUCUUGUGUUAUGUGCCACAUUCUGUUGACUUAAAAAGCACACCUGAGGAACUUUUAAAACUUUUGUUAGACCAUGUUUGGAGAAACCGAAAAAUUGCUGUGGAUGCAAUUUUUGUCAUCCCAGGCCGUUAUCCUGGGACCAAGAGUUAUUGAUUAAUUGACAUCUUAAGAUAACAAAGCAUGUUUAUUUUAAGUAUCAGCUCUUUGAUAUUGCCAUGUUACCUAUACACAGUAGAUUUAAUUAGGAAAGUGAAAUACAUUCAUUUUAUGCAAAGAUCACUUCUAAAAAUGAGGUUCAGGUUCACUUUAUUAUAACUGAUAACAUCCAUCUUACUUAAAAUCUGAUGUUUUGAUUAAUUAUUAUUAAUUCUUGACACAUAUACUUGCUGUACUUGUGAAGGUAGUUUUUCCCCUGAAAGACAGGUCUAUGGGCUGUAACAGCAUCUGUACCUGCAACACGUCCAAGAAGACCAUCAGUCAACGAAGGCUGAUUUUGAUACCCAGUAUCUUCACUGUGGUUCUCGUUGUGUAGGUCCUCACGGAAGGAGGUGGUCGGGUGCAUAUAGAAACCGCCAAAGGACACUGCAUCUUUACCAUCGAGGGGGCCGAGAGGCAGGAUGAAGGGAUCUACUCCGUUGUGGUUCGAAACCCUGCAGGAGAGGACACGGCUGAUAUUAAUGUGAAAGUUGUUGGUAAGACAAAGAGCAGAGCAUUUUGUUAUCAUUAGCUGCAUGGACCCUCAUCAUUUUUGGAUAUUAAACUGCAAAUAAAGAAGUUAAACUGGUUCGUUUUUCUCAGUGAUAUGAAUGAUAUUUCUUUUUCAAAUAUUAACUGCAGGGAAUAUUUCCUUCCAGAUGUUCCUGAUCCUCCACAGGCUGUAAAAAUCCUCAGUGUUGGAGAGGACUCCUGUGUUGUUCAGUGGGAACCCCCUCUGUUCGAUGGUGGCCAGCCAAUCAUCGGUAAAAUUCAAACAAAACUUUAACUCCCUCUUACUACACGUCUUCACUGUCUGCUUGAUCUCUUGAUAAACCAAAAAACUUGAUUUUCUACAUUUUGACUCCCAGGUUAUGUGCUGGAAAGAAAGAAAACAAAGAGCUACAGGUGGAUGAGGCUGAACUUCGACCCUUAUCCCGAGACAACAUACGAAGCCAGUAGAAUGAUGGAAGGAGUGGCGUACGAGAUGCGAGUCUAUGCUGUCAACGGUAUCGGCAUGUCUCGUCACAGCCUUGCCUCACAGCCUUUCAUACCAGUCGGUGAGUCUGAAACCAGCUCUGAUCUUAUCACACACACUUCUCUGAGCCUCUCUGAGUCCUUCACUCUUCUACAUAUUCUACAAGAAGAGCAUGUACUCAUCAUGAGGCGAAAGAAACAUCCAUUCAGUUUGGCACUCUGGCUGCUCUACAGUGUUCUGAUGUUGUUGGAUGAUUGAUGCUUGACAGGCCUGACGUUGACGUGUCUGUAUUUUUGAUGGCGCCGGGGGUCGUGUCACGCUUGGUCUGUUCGGUCUAAAGUUUCACCCAGGUCAUGUCACCUGGUUGACUUGUUGUGUUGUCAGAUUCAGGGGCAUGUUUUCUGUUUGCUCACUGAAAUCCAAGAAGUCUAUGCAGCAGAAGUACAGAUGUAAUGAUCGUUUCUUAUUGUCAGUCAUGAGGUUGUGUAUCUGUCUGUUAUCAUCGAAGAUGCUAUUCUAUUUGUUGAACCUGGGGCUGAACAAAGCUUGAGCUAAGGGCCACAAAAAAAUGAGAUUGGGGAUACAAGCUGCUGAGCUCAGCCUUAGAGAUCUGACCAGGAGCUGAGGCAUCAGGAAAGAGCCCAGAGUGCAUAAAAGAGCCGGUUAAAGGGAUAUUAAAAUAAAGUUAGGGUCAAACACACCGUAACACUGAGUAAAACACCCUAUUGAGAGAUGAAUCAUAAAUGUUCUUCCUUGAGCUGUGUAACCCCACUGCAGUCGAUGGACUUGCCUGGAGGUCUCCGUACAAACAAGCGGCUGCUGGAAGAGAGAGGGUGAGUUGUGUGCUAAAGAAACCAGGCAAAGUUAAAAAGGUGUUUGGUGGCUAGUGCUGUGGCUGGGACCCUAUAUGUCCUGUUGAUGAAGUUAGGUGCUGUUCUGAGCAUUAUUUGUGGCUAUAGAGUGGCGUUUUGUUUGGGCGCGUGGCUCUCUAUAUUGCUAUCGUGCAGUCGUGCCUAAAGUUGGUAUAACUAGAGAAGCAAGCGGUCAGCAACAAUUAUCUCUCGACGGGGUGUCUAACUCUUUGUUACACCAUGUUUGACCCUAACUUAAUUUUGCGCCGGGAUAUCCCUUUAAGGUGGUUUGGGCAUCUGCCUCCUUGAUACCCCUAAAAUGGAUGCACCCAACUGUGAGGAGACCCAGAGCUUGUUGGAUUAUAUCUUCCAUUGAGGAGUCUGAAAACAUUGCUGGGGAGAGAGACAUCUGGGGCAUCUUGCUCAGCUUGACUCUGGAUAAGUGGGAAAAAAUGAUGAGUGAAUGAAAUAUUUUACUUGCAGAGCAAAUUUUAUGGAGUUUGUCUGAUUAAUUUUACCAUGGGGACAAACUUGGAUGUUUAAAGUUCCUCUGUCUGUCAGCUGUGUCUAAACAAAUCAGAUCCACAGUCUGAAUGAUGCUGGGAAAGGUUUUUUUUUACCUCCUUCGAUUAAAAUUUUUGAACACUCAACACAUCAAACUUGGAAAUUUUUAGAAUUGAAAUAGUGACUUGAAAUAAUCACUUGAUGUUACAAUUUUCUACUUAAUAGUAAACCAAAUUUUCUAUAUGAAAUAGCUCAAUGAUCAGAUUGAACUGCUGUCCUCGUUUCCCCAUUUCUAAUUGUGGAAGCGCUGCCUCUCUGCCCUGGGAGUAUCCUAUAACUCAGGGUCGAAAGUUUGAAUUGUCUCUUAGUCCGGCUCUAAUUUAUUUAACUCCCAUCUCAUUCUCCACUUGUUGAUCAAGAGAGAACAUCAUUGUGUCCAGAUGGCCAGUGGCUCGUAAGGCAGCUGAUUAGGGAAACAAUCUGUGGCAUCCCUCUCUAUAAAUAAUGGCCCGGGAGCUCUUGGCUCUGCUGGGACCAGCUGCUGAAGACGGGGGGUUCACGCUACCGUGGAGGCUGCUCCUGGGGGAGCAUUGUUGACACUCCAACAACCGCGAGUAGUAAAAAGAACACGAGACUGUUAGAGAAUGAGAGGUUAGAGCAGGGCGUUUGGAGGAAGAGAGGCACGGGAACAAAAAGGAGCUUCAAUCAGUGACAGGACUGAGAGGCACUGAGACACGAUGACGAAGCCUAAACUUCCGAAGACAGCAGAGAAAAAAACAGCUGAGGAAACACCAGCUGAUGCUCCAGUGGAGGUGGAAACCAGCAAAAGUGAAGCAGAGGCACCUCAACCUCCCGCUGAGGCAGAAACCUGCAGUGAACCAGCACCGGAGGUCCCAGCAGAGGCUGCUACUGAUGCUGGAGCUCCAGCUGAGAGUGAGACACCACCCGCAGAUGAUGGUGUCCCCCCUACAGAAAGUGUUCCCCCUGCAGAGGGGGCCCCUGCUGAGCCUGUUCCUGCUGCUGAUCCGGAGCCUGAGCCUGAGCCUGAACCUCCUGCCAGUAGGCGUUCUUCUUUUAAAGAUGUUAAUCAUCAUGUAGGCUUCAGAGACUAAAACAUGCUUUUUAAUGGUUGAUUAUUUCCACCCCUCAUUUGUCUGUGUCUUUGGAUAUGAAUCUUCCUGUUAAUGUUGCAAAUGAGCAGAACGGCUCUCAGUUUGAUCUCUUGAAUGAUACGAAACUGAAUUUGCACUUUGUACUGUGUCUCCAGGUUGUACCAAUCAUGUUUUUUAACAGCAUCAGCUCUGUUGACUUUCUCCACAUGAGGAAAACCCUUGACCUCUGACUGGUGUUUCCAUCAUGCUGCUGCGCUUUAUACUUAGCCUGUGUCCUAUGACAUAGAGCCUGCUGGCCUCAGAAACCACUGGGCUACAACCGCAAUUCAACACCUCGUAUUCUGCCCUCGUAAUGUCAGCGAGUCAGUGCAGUGACAUGAACGAUUUAUCGUUGACUGAAUCCUUCCUCUGAGCAGUGACGAGCUGCUCUUUUCUGAAGCUAUUUGGAGAACCAGCGGUAACCUGCUGCAUACGGUCGACACAGCUUAACCAGACAGACCGAGCUUUAAGAAGAUGUUUGUUUAAUCAUCACAGAGCUGGCUGCAGCUCAUCUUGACUCACUGAUUUGGGGGCAAACAGUCAAAACGAUGCAUGUUUGAAGCCAAGCGAAUCCACAAUAUGACAAAUUUUAUGCUGAAGAGCUUAAAGAUACUGUGAGGAGUUUUUUUUUGGCUGGUUAUGAAACAGACUAAAAAGAAAACUGAUGCUUGUUAAUGAGCUAAAAAGCAAACAAAGUCAUCAGCAGAUUACCUCUCUAUACUCAUUUUCUUUCCUGCCAUGGGGUAGGUGUGAGAAAAGUGAUAAACUGCACGCUGCAGAAAAUGAUUUGUGAUUGUUUGGAAAUGGAGAGAAAGGGGGUGACAUACAGCUGAGGGUCGUGAUAAUGAACUGCCGUGAUAAAAACGACCUCAUUAUUUGUGUUGUAGUGAAAAUGCAGCAUUUCAGACGCUGUGGAGAAAACGCGUGUCACCCCUCUUGUUGCUUGCUUUGCUUUUGGCACUUGAAAGGUGAAAACAAAAUAUGGGAAGCAGCUGAUGAGCCACUAUUAAUGUGAGAUCAAAUCAUGUCAUUUCAUCCCUGAGGGACACAAAGUGCAGCAGGCACUCAGACAUCAGCUCAGCGGUGAACUCCAGGCCAGACAGACAGCUCAUCUCUCCAGGGGUGACAUCAGCAGACUUGCAGCCUAAUGGAUGCGAAUAUAACUGAUGACACAAACACACAUCUUUAUCGGCUGUGUCCCUCUGGAAGAUUAGGGCUAAUUCUUUUGUUUUAUGCUGUGAAAGUAAAUGACAUUUUGGCUGUGACAGGCUUGUUAGCAUUUAAUGCUUCUCAUUAAUAUUGAUCACAGACUGUUUAAUACGUAAAUGUAGUCUCAGCAUCAUAACCCACAUGUUUCUGAAGUAAAGUUUUAAAGCCUGAAUCAAAAAUGCUGACUCACACUAACUUUUGUGCAGGCAAAGAGGCAGAGCCGAGGUAGAUGUUCAGCCGCCUCGCUGACAGAUAUAAUGUGCCCACCCAUCCGAUAAUUUGAUAUUUUAUUUGCACAAAAGUAGACAUAAAAUAAUUACAUAUUUAAAACAAAGAAGUUCAAUGAAACUGUGCAGGACAGGAAAGAAGCCUGAAGGAUUUAUACAGUAUCCUCCCCAUUAAUACAAGUAAAUUAAAACAUGUUGAAUCUUAAACAAUACAACAUCAGAAGAAAAAAAAAGACUAAAUAGAGAAACGUGCAACAAACAAAAGAAAAGAAAAAUAAUAAAACAAAAAAGAAAGAUGAAACAAAAAAGAAAGAUAAUAAAACAAACAAAAAAGAAAAAUAAGAAAACUAAAAAAGAAAAAUUAUAAAACUAAAAAAGAGAAUAAUAGUAAAACUAAAACGAGAAAAAUAAUAAAACAAAAAAGAAAAAAUAAUAAAGCUAAAAAAGAAAAAAAAUAACAAAAAAGAAAAAUUCUAAAACUAAAAAAAGAAAAAAAAUAUAAAACAAUAUUUCAGCUGUGCUUUUAAUUUUGCACAACUUGUGACCUAAAAAUCUUGACACUGUGCUUCCCUGCACUGAUUUCACCUCUAAAACUAAAAACGGUUUAUUUAUCAUGUAACUUAUAGUAACAGAUGAGACUAUGGACCUCAAAGAAGCUGCAACGAUCUCAGCUUGUGUUAAAAAUUAAUUGAACUGUGUAGGAAAAAAAUGGUCAACACUCAAACAUGAAGCAGCAAACACAAACCGUUCUGUUCACAUCAGACACAGGGGUGGAAGUCAGCCAGUAUGCAGCGGUACGUAGUACCGGGAAGACUUAAACAGCAGUUUACAGCCGGUACGCAGCGGUACGCAAACUUUCACCGAUGUGUGUAAGCUACAUUUGCUUACCGUGUGACCGCGGGUCAGUCUGCACUCUGCAUUGUAACUGUAGUAAUCCAAUAGGACCAUGCUGCUCGCGAGUGAGUCCUAUAUACUUCCGCAAACAAACUCCAGAAGUGGCGCGCUUUUGAUUGGACGCUGGUUGCCAAGGCGCUCCCGCCUUUUGCAGAAGGAGAGAUUUCUUAAAGAGACAGCAGCUUUAAUCUUAAUGCAGAAAUAAAACAACAAUUCUGAGAAAACUGGAUUUUAUGUUCAAGAGAGAGAGAGAUGCAGCAGAUGAUGAUACUGUGGCAUCAGAGUCAGCACCUAGUUAAACUUGGGUGUGUUCCUCUUGUACAAAGCCUACAGGUACGAGUACCUGUAAGAACCUUUUACUAUUUUCACCUCUGAUCAGACACCAUAGUUUGCAGCCUUAGCACCUUGCAGGAAAGUGAAAGUUGGAGAAAGGUCAAGCUACUUACUGUGCUCAAAGGCUUGAAACAUGAGAAAAAUAAUGACUUUAUAAUGAUUUUAUUAUUUCAUACUAUGUGAGAUGGUUAUCUGGUCUUGAAGAGAUCACACGUGUUUAAAUAUGUUGUAAAGAAGCUUCGGUGUCCUCUUGAAUUUGAAUCAAGGGUUUAUCAGAGCAAGUCCAAAGGCUUGUCAGCUUGAAUUGAUUUUAAACGUGGUUAAGAAAUAAGUUUGACUUGACACGAUUUGCCCUGAGGUGUGAGCGCUGAACCUGAGCUGCCUGCCUCUGGGAACUUACUGUUGUCUGAACUGGCCAACAUUUAAUUGGAAAGAAAAAUGUUUGUAGUGCUGAGGAGCUGAUAGCUGCUGUGAUGCUAAGAUGCUUUAGGGUCUUUUAAUCUCUGAUUAGGUUUGUCAUCUCGUUCAGUCAUCCAUUAAGAUCAGUUUUCAGUAAUGCUCUAACUGGUUAACUCGCACAUUUACCUGCUCUCUGCUUUACCCUCAGCCCCUACAAGUGAGCCCACCGGACUGUGUGUGGAGGACAUCAGCGACACUUCCAUUUCUCUGAAGUGGCGGCGGCCUGAGAGGAUCGGCUCGUCUGAACUGGAGGGCUACGGGGUUGAGUACUGCAAGGAGGGCAGUAAGUGCUGGAGCUACAGACCUGCAUUCUUUGAUAAGGACGUUUUUUAAUAGCAUCACGGUUUAUUUUCAGCUGUCAUGAUUAAUGAUAUUAAAAGUUUGCUGACAGUCUACAUAAAAAAGUAAGAAAACCAAAACUAUUGUCUAAAAGAAAAGAAUUACCCCAGCAUCUCCAAAUAGAUGUUUAACAUACAUGUUCAUCUUAACACAUAUAAGGGGUCUCAGGGAUGCCAUCUACUUGUUUCUGGAGUGAAAAGAAGCACAAAGACAGUAGCUGCCACUUUAAAAUGUUGCAACUAAUUCCGCCUAAAAGGAUUUUAACAUCUUAACCAACUUCAAAAACACCAGAGACCCAGCACAUGACGACAAAUAAUGACUGGAGUAAGAAGUAUGUUCUUGUAUUGUGUGGUGCACAACGAUGUGGUGAACACAGCGCACUGCACACAUGGACUCUUCAGCAGUAGCAGGAGUCCCAACUCUCAUAGUCGGAAAUCUGGUGAAGUCUCACAGGACAAUCUGGCAAGACAGUCUAAGAGAGCCAUCAGAAAAUAGAGCCUUAAAUGAAUUUGGUCAGGAGGGGUGAAAAAUCAGCUCAAUUAUCUUGUAGCAUGUGCCACGCUCAACUUUAAUAAAUGUAGAUGAUAGUCAGAUGCUUAGCCUCCUGAUGAGUGACUACAAAAUGCAUUUUAAAAUGUUUGAAUUUGUAGUUUUAUGCUGAUACAUGAAAAGUUAAUACUGAAAUAAAAGAAAACAUCUGAUAGUGGACUAAAAAUGAUGGAGGCUCAGAUGAACCUGUUUUUGUAGUUUCACGUCAUCCUAACCUCUUGUGUAUUUUCUGGUCACAGCGGAUGAAUGGAUUCCUGCCAUUGAGGGUCUGACUGAUCGGACAUCGCUGACCGUCAGAGGACUCACCACCGGAGACAAGUUACAGUUCCGUGUGCGAGCCUACAACAUGGCAGGACCCAGCAAUCCUGCCACUCUGGCUCAACCCGUCACCAUCAGAGAGAUAAUGCGUCAGUGUUUUUAUGCAUUUUAUACUUCUGAUGUUUCUUCUGCUGCUCUGUCUUUAGUCCACACUGAUAAAAACUUGCACAUUUAUAUAUUAAACUCAUCUUUUAGUUUGAGCUGCUUCACUGUGUCAAUAAUACUUUUUACUUUUGCCGUCUUUCCUUUUGCAGAACGCCCAAAAAUUUGGCUGCCCAGAGCCCUUCGCCAGACCCUCAUCAAGAAAGUUGGAGACACUGUGAACCUUGUUAUUCCAUUUCAGGUGCAGAAAAACAUGAAGCUUAAUUAAAUAGACAUCUGCUCCAAAUAAGAUAUCAAACACUACAGUCUGGCGCCCCCUUUGGACAAAACAGUUUUUGCUUAUUUUGCCCUCUACAUGCUUGAGUAGAGUCUUUGAACAACAAAUCUCAUCCAAUAGGGGCUCAACAUUCAGGGUCUGGACCAUUAGAUCUUAAUACAUGGAGGGGAAUUCAUGUUUGUACCUUAUUUUGCCAGAGUGACAUAAUCUGCUUGUCGUGCAGGGUAAACCCAGGCCACAGGUCACAUGGAGCAAAGACGGGGAGCCUCUUAGUCCCACAUUUGCCAGCGUGAGGAACAGUGAAGUAGAUACCAUCCUCUUCAUCCGUAAGACAGAAAGGAAACACUCGGGAAAGUAUGACCUCCAGGUAGUGAUUGAGAACGUGGAAGACACAGCGAGUAUCACGCUGCAGAUUGUCGGUAAGCAGGACCGAACAGGCACUGAGCUGCUGUGGGUAUUAACAAGAAAGAAUACAAUCUCUGUAAACAGCAAUCAGUGGAGUCACUCCUAAAAUGGCACCGCCUGCAAAGAGCUAAUUAUAUUUCUCCUCUGUAGAUCUCCCCGGGCCCCCUGAGGAGCUGAAGAUCGCGGAUGUGUGGGGUUUCAAUGUUGCGCUGGAAUGGAAGCCGCCUAAGGACAACGGAAACUGUGACAUAUCAGGGUACUGCAUUCAGAAAGCUGACAAGAAGACAAUGGUGAGACCUGACACCCUCAUGUCCUCACAAGAGGGCUUUUGAAUGAAUGUGGAAACAGGAAACAAUGAAACCAGUUUAAAGUCUCACUCCAUUUUUUUUUUUUUUACUACUGAAAGUGUUCUCAGUGGUCUGUAGAUUAUGAUUAUGAAGUUUUUAGCCUUGACAUUUUCAAGGACUUUCUUCUGCAGAGCUCCAGCAGCUCAUUAGCAGUUUGCCUCUAAAUCGUGGGUGGAGAUAGCACUGCUCUGCACACUCCUCCUCACGCUAACUUGUGGCCUAACACUGCCGGUGUAGAAAGGAGCUGUUCAACUCUCAAACACUAAUGACUUUGGGGAUAUGAUGAAAGUUAAUAUCAUAAUUGGCUUUCCUUUGAGCAUUGCAAUCCGCUUACACGCACACUUAUUUCGCGUUACUCUCUUCUUUACGUCUCCGAGUCUGGCCUGCAUAGCGGGGCUCCAGGGGCGGAGCUUGCAGUUGUGACAUAGGAAAUCUCUGUCACAGUCCAGGGUUUAAAAAGGGGAAAGGACCCAAAAUGCAGAACAAAAAUUGAUUUAAUUUAAAGAACUAAAUGAAAAAAGCAACAAAAGAGAAAAACAAGGACAGAUUGUAAGCACACUGGGAAACAAGCAGCAGCUGAAACAGAUGAGACACAGGUGAAACUCAUGGGUGAUUAACGAAGAAGGGAAAACUAGGAAGGUAACACCAGACUAGAAACAAAAGGAAUCAACUACAAAAAAAAUUAAACAGGAAAUACUGAAAACUGAUAUAAAGGACAAAGCACAGAGAACAGGAGGGAAACAGGGUCAAACACAAGCUGAAAACUCACACGACUGGACUACAGGGGAACAGGGACAAUAGGGAACAGAGACACAAGCGAAAAUCACAAAGGAAAUAAACUCAAACGCUUAAAACCAGGGAAAACUAAAUCAACAGAACAUAUCAUGACAAUCUCAUCGUGUCUCACCCUGCUGUUUGGUUCUCAUAUGUCCUGUAGCAUCAGAAAAACAAAAAAUGUAGGUUUCUACUACUUUUUGGACCUGAAUCUGAAAACUAUGAAAGACUAUGUAGACCGUCUCCGCGUUUCCUUGAUAAGCUUGAUUGAGUCACAGCUGGUAACUCCUCCACAGUGAUCUGUGAGGGUAACAAACAGGCAUGUCUUUAAAGCCUGUAGUGUCUUAUUAAGUGAAACAGAUUUUUAUCCCAGACCGCUGCGUCAAGUCUGAUUUUAAAUCCUCUCUUUACAUUUAGAGUGUCUGAACAUGUGGGAGGUUAAAUGCUGCAUGGACACACGGGGAUAUUUUAGCCUCCCUUGUGACAUAUAUACUGUAAUCAGCUGGCCAGAAGUGAUGCAUUAUGGGCCAAUUGGCAAGAGCUCCUACUGGCACCAUCCUCCAGCUCGCGCUUCCAGGAACAAUGUGGAGCAGGAAUGUCCUAAUCUUAUCCCCGCAGCUUUGACCCGGUCUGGAUUGUCUGUGCUGUGACGCAGAGCCAUUGUACUGAUAGUUCAUGUUUCACUGCGGUCAUUAUUAGAUCAAAUUAAUUUCACUUGCAUCUCUAUAUAGAGCGUGUCAAUUAUCAGGUGACCGAUAACAAUGUUCUGUGUACCUGCGAGAUGCCGGAUGACUGAAGAUAAAUAUAAAAGUGCUGAGGGCACACGUGACUACCAACCUUUUCAUUCAUGGACCCAGAUGACUGACUUUAAAAUGCCUGCUAGUGCUCAGUAUCAUGUUUAUCAUUGAGGUAUUAGUGGAACCAAAUUGGUGAUAACAGUGAAUAUCUUUCUAGUUUUGUGGGACGCCGCAUCAUCAUGAGCGUUUAUCUAUGUCGUGAAAGGGCACAUAGUCUCUUUUACUUCCUCACCAUUUCAACAUGUUGAUGCUGAUGCUAAAACUUUCUUAUGUCCAUGUAAAGGAGUGGUUUACAGUCGUAGAUCAGUACAGGCGAACAAACUGCGUGGUGUCUGACCUCAUCAUGGGGAACGAGUACGUCUUCAGAGCCUACGCCAUCAACCUGGUUGGCCUCAGUCCAGACCCCUGCAACACUAAAGACAGCGCGUUCAUCCAGAAAACAGGUGGGCUCCGACUACAUCCUGGUCCUGGUUUUAGUUCCUUAGAGUACAGAUAUUGUAUAUUUCUUCUAUCUUUGCGUCUCUACAGGUAUCGCUUACAAACCGCCAAACCACAAAGAUCACGACUUCUCAGAGGCUCCAAAGUUCACUCAUCCACUGGUGAACCGAUCCGUCAUCGCAGGAUACAAUGCCACUCUCACCUGCUCAGUCAGAGGCAUACCAAAGGUCAGUGCUUAAAAUAGUUGACCAGAGUAACUGAACAUGUAGUGGGAGAAAAUCUGCGAGGUAUUUUGAUGAGGUCCUUUAAAGCUUCUGUGAGGAGAUGUUUGAUUUUUAUGAAAUAGACUGAAAUUCAUUUCGGUGCCUUUUUUUAUGACUUAUCAAAGUGAACAUGGAUUAAAAAACAACACUGAUGAAUUUCACACUGAGAUUUUUAAAGCUUGAAACUUGUGCAGGAGGGUAGCAGCAGGAGAAAACUGCCCUGUUUUUACAUUUUUGACAUAAAAUAUUCAUAAUAGGUGAUAAACUUGACUGUCAAAAGUCAGAAUGAGGGUUUUUUUGAUGAACAAAGCUUGUUUUUGUCUAAGAGAGCACCAGAAAUGACACGCAGGAGCUUUAAAUACUAACCUUUUCUACAGCAUUUGACACAAAUCUUGACCUAUUUUAGGAUAUUCUGAAAAAACCUGUUCAGAUUAGCACACUUUGUUUUAUUUAAACAUUGUAUACUGUUAUACUUUAUAUAUUUCUUGCAUGCUUUUAUAAGUUUUUAUUCUAGUAUUUUAUAUUUCUCUGUUUACUGUUGCACCAUCAUGCCAAAACAAAUUCCUGGUCUGUGAAUCCUGUUUAUCGACAAUGGCAAUAAAACCCCCUCUGAUUCUGAUUCUGAUUAAAAUCCCCCAAAAAGGUAACGAUGAAAGUUCCCUCUUCAUGAGUUAAAAACACCUGAGCACUGACUAAAAUAUCGUUAAAGACAGACCAACAGAGUAAAAUACAACAAAGAACAAAACCAAAAGAAAAGCCCCCUCCCCACACACACAGACCUCUUGACACAGACAUGUAGGGAUUAGCAGUGAGCAAUAAACACCCAAUCCCGUGUGAAAGAGUAUCCAGCUGAUAUACGCAGCCAUCUUGAUUGUUUUUUAACGACACACUGAAAUACUUUGCCCUGCCUUGUUAGCCUAAAGUGACCUGGUACAAGAACAAGAUGGACAUCUCACAUGAAGCCAAGUACCGGAUGCUCAGUAAACAGGGAGUUCUGACCCUGGAGAUCCGUAAACCCUGUCUGUUCGAUGGAGGCGUGUACACGUGCAAAGCUGUCAACGACAGCGGUGAGGACACUGUGGAGUGUAAACUGGAGGUCCGCCGUAAGUAUCCCGCUGCUGUCCCCUCGGUGUUAAAAUCACAACCUCUGCAGUGUUUACACGAACUUUUCUUCAGUUCUAAAUAGAUCUUAAAGUCAUGAUCCCUGAGUUUCUCUCCCCUCCUUUUAACUCUUAACCUUUAUUGACGAUGUUUUGUCCCGUCAUGCUUCAAACCACCCUCUGAUCCUGAGGUAACACCCAACUCCACCCCACACACUGAGAAAUGCUUUACAUGGAUUUGUCAAAUCAUCUGAGCUUAAGAACAAUUAUCUGAUGUACACAAAACCACCUCCUUUUUACCCUCCAUGUUUUUGAUUCUAAGAGGGCUUAAAGGUACGAUAUUAAAGGGAGGUUUUUUCAAGGAGCUGUAAUCAGAAUGUCAGAUUAAACAAUGGAUCUCAUGAAUAUUGCUGACUAUUAGAAGUGUCAAUCAUAGUGAUGAACGCACAAAUAAUGACAGCUCUACAGACUGUUUACAGUCCUUCAGGUCCUUGCUUUGGUUUUUGUUACUUUCAAAACCGCAUCUCUUAAAGCUCCCCCAGCACCUCCUGCUGAGUACAAAAUCACAGACUGACAUAUUUAGCAUGAGAUGCUGAGAAGCAUCUUAGCUGCUUAAGUUCUCCACAUUUCUACACGUGACCUAAAGCAGAGAUGACAAAGGAGUUAAUUGUAGCAGUGAGUCAGCAGUGAUCAUAUGUCAAUAUUAAUCUAAAUUAGGGUGACCAUAUUCUGACUUCCCAAAAAGAGGACACGACUACCCAAAACACCACUCUAUAGCCACAAAUAAUGCUAAGCGAGUCCAUCACUGACUGCAGCGGGGUGACGCAGCUCAAGGAAGAACAUUUAUGAUUAUUACUUAGAAAUGCAAUCAGACUGAGACGCCAAAGCAGAAGAACUACCGCGUCUGCAGUGCAAAAUGAUUAAUAUGAUUAUUAUUACUUCAAAGAAAUGAUCAUAAAUGUUCUUCCUUGAGCUGCGUCACCCCGCUGCAGUUGUGAUGGACUCAUCCGAGGUCUCUAUACAAACAAGUGUCUGCUGGAAGAGAGUAGGUGAGUUGUGUUUAGUCUCUGUGUGGCUGGGACCCUAUAUGUCCUGUUGAUGAAGUUAGGUGCUGUUCUGAGCAUUAUUUGUGGCUAUAGAGUGGCGUUUUGGUUGAGGUUUGUUUAUGGCUCUUGAGACCGCUGUGUAUUGCUAUUGUGCGGUCGUUACUACAGUUGGUAUAACUAUAGAAACAAGCAGUCGGCAACAUUCAUCUCUCGACGGGGUCUAACUUGUCUAACUUGGAGUUACGGUGUGUUUGACCCUAAAUUAAUUUUACGCUGGAUUAUCCCUUCAGUAGCAGUUAGUCCUUAUCACGCCAAUAUAUGCCUCAGUGUUCAUUUUUGCUUCUCUCUUGGUUUCUCUAUUUCAACUCAUGUUCUUGGCUUACAGCUCAAAUUAUCAAAGAAGAAAAGAAAGAGGAGAAGAAGUGAAACGCUCAGGCUGCAGACUCAGAGGACAGAGAUUGAUCUCCGACAGGUCCUGCUUGCUCACAUUGUUGUAUUUCCUCUUGCCUUCCUCUGUUAUCAUCAUUGUUAUUUAAGUGACCAUCAGGGGAUCCUGAAAGUGGCUGUGGCUCACAUUUUAAAUUCCUGCUCAUUUGUAGGUGAACAUUUAGAGAGUUAAUAAUUCUGUCACUGUACUACAUUUAAGGAGUAUGUUGUCAAGUAAAAUAAACCAAAGUAUGAGAAAGUAAUUUAUUUUUUUUGGUUCUUUUGCUCGUCUACUUUCAGUGAAUGGAGGGAAAUACUGUAUGUUACAGAUUGUUUUC